AUGUGGAGGAACGAGUUGAAUGAUGUGCCUUUACAAAAUCCAAGGUCAAUCAGGAGUCGAAUCCCCGUCAAAGGUUCAGAUUUAUUUUGUUGCCUAAGUUUGAAAGCAGUUUUGCCAGACUGUCUCUUAAAUUUUGGCAGCAUGUGCCUGUGCUGUGCAGUUUGCCAUGCAAGACAUAAUGGCUUCUAGAUGUGCUUUGAAAUACUGUUUCUGGGAAAGUGGUCAGAUGAUGUUGGCUUUCUUUCUUUACUCCCAGCUUCUGUUAAUACACAUUCAGGUUGCCACUUUCAAACUUUGCAAUAAAAAUUGCAUUAAAGAGUGUUGAAACCACAAUUGUCACAGCUUUUAAGGGAAGCUGCAUUUUCUCUGACUAAAAAUCCUCUUAAAGCUGUUUGCAUAUGUCCUACAACUAGUUGAAAAUAAGCUGUUCAAAGUAAAGGAAUCAUAGGUAUAAAAAGAUAGCAGAAGCAAAUUAUUUUGACUACCCAAUUAAGUCCUUUUUCUUAGCAUCUCUCUUACUAAGCUAGUACUACUGCAGUUUGAGUUUGAAGGACUGCUUCUUCACAUGUUAUCUAAUUUUUGUGCAGUUAGCCUAUGUAAUUGGUAUCACUGCAAUAAGUUACAAAAAAUAUAAUCACAUAAAUUAAAAGGUAAAGGAUGAGCUUCUGAAUGUUUCUCUCUCCCAAAGGGAGAGAACGAUAAUGUCAAGCAAUUAUUGAUGCAAGCAAAAAAUUCCUACUAUAACUGAGUUAUACUCAUUUUAAAAUAUUAUUGAAGCAUGCAAAAUAUUUGCCAUUGAAGCAGUGUUCGAAAUUCACAUUGUUCUAGGCGCAUUUUGCGACAGGGAAUUUCAUUAACGUGAGCAGUUUCUGAGCUCUGGGCGCAGUACUGUGCCUAAGAUGUCAGGUUAAAAAACUGCAGAGUAGAAAGAAAAGAGGGCCUCCCCCACUUCCAGCUACUCUCUGAAGACUGAAGAAGAGGCCCUCUUGAGAAUAUUAGCGGGGUGGGCAGGGGAAGGACUAGAUCUUGUGAAAAAUGAACAUAAUAUUUUAGCUGCAGUUCAUUCAUUUUCAGCUUUGUAUUCUUGUUACAGUGGUACCUCGGGUUACAUGCGCUUCAGGUUACAGACGCUUCAGGUUACAGACUCCACUAACCCAGAAAUAGUACCUCGGGUUAAGAACUUUGCUUCAGGAUGAGAACAGAAAUCGUGCUCUGGCAGCGCGGCGGCAGCGAGAGGCCCCAUUAGCUAAAGUGGUGCUUCAGGUUAAGAACAGUUUCAGGUUAAGAACAGACCUCCAAAACGAAUUAAGUUCUUAACCCGAGGUACCACUGUAUAAAAAAGUGUGCCUAGACAUUCCAUUGUUGCACCUGUAACCUAGGCUUAAGGUGCCAUUUAGCUCCUAGCUUUCAUAUUUCAGUUUCUAACACUGCAUUGAAGCUAUCAUGAAACUAACAAACUUGCUUUCAUUUCUUUGUGCAGUCUUAACCAGAGCACGGGAUGCUUUUUCACAGACUAAUGCAACAGUAAGUAUUAUUUUAGCAGUGAAAGAGGAAAAGGCCUGUGAAAAUAAUAGUGUAUGCACCAGUUUUCCAUAGUUCUAAACAUAUUAAAUGAAAAUUGAGAAUUUUUGUGUGUGACUUGGAACUGGUAGGUGGUUGUGGAAGAUACAUAUUCCCGCCCCCCUUUCAGCAAUAUAAGCCGCAUUUGGAUGGUCACAUACUUAAGAAGCCAAAGAGGUGAAUAUGCCUUUUGCUUGCAUGCAUGGUCCCAUUUCUCUUCCAUUUGCAGUGCAAGCAAUCAAACAAAGAGGUCUUUAGUUUACCGUAGUAGACCAGGAUAUGAAACCACAUUUUGAAAUGUGCAGGCAGAAGGUCUGCAAUAAUCAUUAUCUGAGCCAGAUCACUGUGUUAUAGAAAAUUUGCCUCAAAUCCCAACUUUUGUAAAUUCCAGGUAACAUAUACCAUGAAAUGAUAAGCCAAAUAUAAUAUCACACACAGGACUUUUUUCAGCCAGAACUCACUGGAACUCAGUUCCAGCACCACUCAGGUGGGUGCCUUUGCCAUUAUAAGAGAAGAACGGAGGCAUUCAUAGUGAGUUCCAGCACCUCUUUUGCUAGAAAAAUGGCACUGGCUUAUUCAUCCACAUGUGGUGGGAAUGCCCCAAUUUUUUUUUCUUUUGGAAAAAAGUAUAUCAUGAAGCAGGCCUUAUCACAAAACAGGAUAUCCUUUUGGAUCCUAAAAUAGCACUAUCGCCAUAUUAUUCAGAAACCGCUCAACAAAUUUCCCACAAAGAUCUCAUUACUCACCUGACAACUGCUGCACGGCUUAUAAUGUUGCAAAGCAUUGAAAGACUGUAAAUUCAGACCUGUUUGAGAUCCGGAUCUCACAUCUUUGGGACGUAAUGGACAAACUGACAACUCAUGGCUGAGAGAGUCGAACAAACAAGAAAAUCACCACCUUUCAAUCAUCUUGGCAUAGUUUUAGUACCUAUGCAACAUCAGUAGAACAUAGCUAUAUGCCUCCAAGAAGUCAUGGCGAUUUGUGGAAUGACAGUUUUGUUUAAAAACCAAAAUGGGUUAAAAGUUAAGCGUAAUUAUAUAGACAUAUGGUUCAUCUGUGAGGUGGAAAUAGUGUGUGUGUGUGUGUGUGUGUGUGUGUGUGUGUAUGAAUCACUGUUUAUCAUUGAUAUAUAUUGCAAGUAAAGAAAAACACAAUGGAAAGAAAGAAAGAGGGCUUUGCAUUAGCUGCAGCAGUGUAAACCACUCUUGCAGUCCCUGAAAUUGUUUUUAAAAGGUGGACUAUUUAGCCUUUCCCCCCUCCUCCAAGUUGAGCAGCCAGAUGAACAGGAUCCUCUAAGCAAUGUGCUGUCCUGUACGUACUUCAUCUAGACUAGAGUCUAAAACUACUGUACAAGUUUAAUUCCUAGUGCAUAUAUUUCAACAUGGGCAAAUAUUAAAAUAUAUUUGUCUUAUUCAUCUUUGGAAAAUGCCACUUAUGUCUUCAAUGAAACCUACUUUGAACUCAACUUCAUAAUCUAACAUGGGCUCCACAUUAGAUGAGACUAAUGAUUGUACAAAGUUACAAACUGAACUCCAUUCUACUUUGGUAGGCAUUUCAGCCUUUUAUAAAUCUAUCCAAUCUGUACAGCUUUGGCUUCUCUGCUUUUUUGUGGAUGUGAGAAGUGAUCUAAAUAUUUAAUUUCUAAUACACAUAUUUCUUAUAUAUCAACAUCUUAGUUGCAACACAUUGAGAACAAAUUGGAAGUAGCUCCUAACAGCACAGCUGUGUUGGAGCCUGUCAUGGACAGCAAGAAGCCAUCCGCAAGUACUACCAGGAAAAUAAGUCGGAAAGGUAUGUAUUUGAUUAGAAGAGUCAUUCUACAAAUAAGCUUGUAAGUGGUUCACACUCCAGUUUGGGAUGCCCAUCUCACACAACACAGACCUUUGGCAAAUUGGAAGACUAAAAGAUUUGGCACAGGAGGCAAACCUUCUGUGAUAUAUAAUGGUAAAUGGUAGGUGCUCUCAACUCCUGCAGUAAGAAGCUACCUCUUCUAGGAAGUACUUUUUCUUAAAUUUUUGUUUGGGCACUACCAUUGUUGACUGAUGCUUAGAAGCACCAUAAAGAACAAAAAUAAAGAUAUCAUUUGGGGCAGUUUUUAGUACUCAUUAACCAGAUGUGUUCUUUCUCAAAACUUGUAAUAGUACAGCAUUUUAUUUUCUGCCACGAUUUUGGCAUGCUUUAACACUAAACAAACUUCUGUUUUGCUCAGGUUGGGGAUUGCUGAUCUCUGUAACUAUCCCUUGGUUAUUAAAACGUAGUGCAAUGUUGCUAUGGUGUUCUGCACCUCUUGGCUCAGUUUUUGUGUGCCUGUGUCCAUUAGACUUUUUAUUUAUUUACCAGCUUGUUAAAUCCUAUCUUUCCAGUUAAAUAAUCCAAGAUGGCUUUUACAUCUAUAAAAUAACAACUUAUUCUUUAGCCCAAAAUCUUGAAAUAUGCCUCUGUUAUGGCAUUAUCAGCACACAUGUAGCCUUGGUAAUAGUAUGCUUGGAAUGUUAAAGGUAGAGUAUCUUGGCAACAGUGCCUGCGUUGUCAUAAUAGAUUGGUGAUCACAGCUUUUCCAUUCUGACAUCAGAGUCUAUGUAAAACUAAGGUCCAUUUGAGCAUUUGUGUUAGAUGGUUGAAGUCGUUUGGCUGGAGUCUAUCUCAUAUCUUUACUCAUCAGCUGGAUGAGUAUUACCUUGGUAAUGGACUGGAUGAGAGCCAAUAAACUGAAGCUCAGUCCCGAUAAGACUGAAGCUCUGUUAGUGGGUGGUUCCCUAGACCAGAUGGAUGGGAGAUGGCCUGCUCUUGAUGGAGUUACACUCCAUCUGAAGGAGCGGGUACUUAGCUUGGGCAUUCUUCUGGAUCUAAUCCUGUCACUUGAGGCUCAGGUGGCCUUGGUGGCACAGCGUGCCUUCCAACAGUUUUGGCUGGUGGCUCAGCUGUCCCCCUGUCUGGAGAGCUUAACGUCUGUUGUCUACACUCUGGCAAUCUUUAGAUUAGAUGAAUGCAAUGUGUUUUAUGUGGAGCUGCCUCUGAGGAUGGUUUGGAAACUUCAGCUGAUGCAGAAAUCAGUGGUCAGUUGCUCACUGGGGCAAGACAGCUUGAGCAUAUAAUGACAGUCCUGGCCCUCUUUAACUGGCUGCCAAUUCAUUUCCGGUCCCAAUUCAAAGGGCUAGUAUAACCUAUAAAGCCUUCUGUGGCUUAGGACCGCAAUGCUUCAAGGACCACCUUUCCCCAUAUAAACUGACCUAGAUCCUGUGAUCAUCAUCUGUGGAUCUUCUUCAUGUGCCUCCUCCAGGCAAGUUCUGAAGGGGGAAAACAUAAGAAGAGGCCUUUUCUGCAGUGAUUCCCCAUUCAUAAAAUGCUGUCCCCAGCGAGGCUUGCCUGGCAGCAGUGUUGCAUAUCUUUAGGGGCCAGGUGAAAACUUUACUCUUCAACCUGACCUUCAGCUGUUAAUCAAUUUAUGGCAUUUUUAAGUGUGUGUGGGGGGUAAUUGCCCUUUUUUCUUUUUCUUUUUUACUAUUAUUACAUUAUGUAUUUUGUGUUUUAUGCUGUAAACCACCCUGUGGUCUUUUGAUGAAGGGUGGUAUAUAAAUUUAAUAAAUCAUUAUCAUCAUCAUGCCUUGGGGAGUGUACCAUAGGACUUUGAGGAAGGCAGAGCUGGAAGGUAUGCAGAAAGAACAGCAGGUGUUGGUCUUUUCCCUGCUUGGAACCAGAUCUCAUAAGUAGUUCAUUGGCACUAUAGUUAAGGCCUUUCAGUUAAUGGCUCACAGGGCUGUGGCUGCUUCCCCACACAAUUCAUUUUUAGUGCUUUAACUCUUCCCUUUUCCUCAGCAUUGAGGCUAGGGAAGAUGGAUGUUCAGUAGAAGGCCUCAUUGGAAAAACUUUGAGAUUGGAAGCUAAAGCUAAUUUUAAAAUAAUACAAUGUAAUCCAUGUAAUAUGAUUCCCUCUCCCCUCUGGGAAUGAUGGAUGUUCUGCUACCAUUUAGACAAAUAGCAUAAAAUCUGUAAAAAUUAUUGCUCAUAAACUUUCCAGCGGGGGGGGGGGGGAGAACGUGGACAUUAUUGUUGAAUUUAUCUGUUGACUAGGAAGUGAGUUCACCAAGCUGUCCUUUAAGUGUUCUUUUGAAAUACAGGCAACCCCCAAAAUGCAGGCUUUUAAUAUAUUUUACAGAGUUUUAAAAUAAGUUUGUUACUUUGCUCCAGUUCCUUACCAUUUAUUUCCGAGCGCUUGAAACUACAUUCUAGAGACUCUGAGGAAUUAUUUAAUGUACUACUGAGUGCUAAUUGAGCACACACACCCCUGCAAGAUGCAUAGAGGAUUCCUUGGUUUCUUUUUCAGCUUCCAGGUCUUCCAGCCAGAAGGAGAGGUCCCUUCGCUGCCCCCUUCGUACCACCACUUUGGAUAGCAAUGUUGGAAAGAAUGGACAUGUUGAAUUUCAUGAACCCCUUGUGGCCUCUUUCAGGUCAGUAUGAAAUAAGAGGAAAGUUUGCUAACUCAUGGAAUCAAACCAUCAGCACAGAACCUUCCGUUUUUUAAGGAACAAAUAUUUAUUAACUUCCUAUCCUACCUUUCAAUCCAAGCAGGCUUUUGUGAGCUGGACGUUGCACAGACUGUUGAAGAUGUCAGUUAAAUGAGGGGUGAGGGAAUGGAGUGGGGGGAAGGGAAUUGGCUUACUAACUGUGUUGUCUGUUAGAGUAGACUGUUAGGAGUGCUUGUAUUCCCUCUCCUGUAUCCAGGAUGCAACAAAGAUUUUGAGGGCUCUUCCUCAAAUUCAUGGUUCAGGGGAGAUUAAUUAGUAUUGAAGGAAAACCACCACCUCUAAUUUUGAAUAAUUCUGAGCUAUGAAGGAGCAGAAUCUCUAAAACCUAAACCGCCCUGGAAAAAGGACUGAAGUUUGGGUUUUCAGAUGCAUAACGUGAGACCAAAAAAAAAAUCUGGUUCCAGUCCCUCACUGCCUAAGCCUUCCAUGCAGGAAAAAAUAAAUAUAUACCCCCACUGCACUGUUAAUGUUCAGUGUGCAGUUGUAGACUGCUGAGGCUUAGCACUACAUAAGCAUGAAAGUAUUUGUCUAGCCCUAGAGAACAGCAAUCUUGUACAUUGGGAAACAUUCUGGUUUCAGUUGAUGCUUGAUGGAGAGGCUUGCAGGAAAAAAAGAUUAUGAAGAGGAACCUAAAGUUCUUGCACAUUCUGUUGUUUUACCUUCAGAACUGCAUUAUAAGAAAUUCAACAAAAAUAAGAAUAAUUUGUUAAUUGGAUACUUGCACUGUAAUAGUGAUUCUACUUGCAAAAGUCUUGUUAGAUCUUUUGUAUUUAGUAUAUGUUUUUAGAGCCGAUUCUCAGUUAUUUUUUUAUGUUUACUUCUUUUAGGGGCCCUCCAUGGUCCCCAUCUUAUAAAACAUCUUACCAACUGGAGGCUAGAUGUUUAAAGCGUAAAGAAGCGGGGAAUAAGACUGAAAAAAUGAAACAUUUUACUUAUGAAAAAAGUGAAUCAGAUUUGCACAGCAGAGAUUUCCAAAGCCCAUCUUUUGCCGAUGAAACUGUUGUCAGAUAUUUAAAUGACCGACCAGCAAUUGAUGCCUUACAAAAUUCUGAGGUUUUCUUCAAAUCUGUAUCAGAGGAGGAAAAGGCUGAGAAAUCUAGAGAUGAAUAUAGUAAAACUUCUCAGAGUACCACAACCCAGGAUGCUGACCUUAAAGAAUUGCAGCUGGCAGAACCCUCAGCUUCUUCUACCAAUACAUCCAGUGCACACAGAUUAGAUAUUUUAAAGCAGCAUCAGCGUGAGGCUAAACUGGAAAAACUGAAGGAACGGAUUAGGAAGCAAUUGGCGCGCCCAGAAGAGCUGAGCAGCAGAGGAAAUCAUCUGGGAUAUGAUGACCAUCCUAUACCUGCUGCAGCUGUAACUCCAAAAGUCAGAAAAGUUGCAGCUGCACCUCCUGCUCCUUCAUAUAAAGGUACAUAGCUUGUAAAUUGAAUCUGUGUGAGAAGAAAUAUAUUUAUUUGGUUUGCGAAACCAAGAAUGCGGUUUCUGUUGCAACUUUGGGAUAGGUGUACCCUACCUUAGAUAGGAACACAUUAAAGACAAAGGAUUGUUCAAAUUCUUAUUAUUUAUUACCUUCCAAACUUUACCUGCAUUUCCAUCCCUGAAGAUGUUUUUGUUCAGAUGCACUGUAUACGUUUAGAGUUUAAUUCACAAACAUUGGAUUGUGACUAACUGUAGGGAUUAAUUGCUUUUAUUUCGUUAGUUUCCUUGUCAUUGGUGCUAACUAUCACAGUUGCUGCCUGUCACGGUCGCACAAGAGAUUUUUCUGAUACAGCUUGUAGGAAACCACUGGCUGUACAUGCACAGCAGUCACACAGUACAGUCUUUGCAUUUUAGCAGUUCUGUAGGCAUCAGUCAGUCAUGUGUAUAAACUAUUCUGAAGUGUACUUGCCCCCUCAUUGCAACUUUUUUUUAAUUUUUGCAGGAAUGUAUCUUAUUUUUCUGUUACGUAAUAAUUCUGUACAAAAAUUUCUCGUUUAAUCUAUUUUAUGCAACAUGGAUUUGGAAUCUGAGUUUUUUUUAUUUCUACUAACAAAUGUAUUAGAUGUUUAAAACAGAUAAAUUAUGUCCGCAUUAUGCAUUGGUCACCUUUAUAUUAACCAAUUGUUUUAAGGCAAAGUCAGCUAAAUAUAGGUAUACUACUUUUGUUAGGAUUCAAUCCAUCAGAAGCCAAGAUCCGUACACCUGAUGGAAAGGUGUGGCGUGAAGAGGAAUUUAUUAAUCUCAGUAGAGAGUUAGGUCCUGACUUAGAACUGCAAUUAGCAGGUAAGUAGAAAACAUUAUUAUUAUUAUUAUUAUUAUUUACAUAGCUAUACCAUCCUUUAAAGGAUCACAGAAUGGUUUACAGUAUAAAAGCACAAAACAUCUUAUUAAUAGCCACAUGGAAAGCAAAGAACAACUACACAUCCUACAUAAUUAAUCUGUAAAUUAACGAAAACUUAUAGCCCUACUUCCCAGACUUCUUAGAUUAAAGAAAAAACAAAAAUGAAAGACUAUGAAGUUUAGCUUGAAAGCCUGAUGUUGUGUAUUUAAAUUCUGAUAGGCUAGAGACUAGCUAAGAAGGCAAGCUGCUACAGUUCUGAUACAUCUCUUUGUGUGUUCUUUUAGUUGUGGCAAUGAUUCUCUCACACUGUUUUUCAGAAGACAAUUUGACUGUGAAAGAGGCACCUGCUGGAAAAACCAAGGGGAAAAAAGCAACCAGACCAGUGCGCAAAAUCCAGAAAGUGGCACAACUUCCAAGUCCCGAUUCCAAACCAGGUCAAUUCAAGUUAGCUUUUAAAUACAAGCUUUGGCUUGCAGUCUUCAAACAUUGUUCAGUUUUUUCUUCUUUUGAUCUAGACACCGCCCUCCACCACUGGUGCUACCCCUCCUUUUUUGCAAUCUUUGCGGUGUCCUGAAGUUUAUAUUGCUAAUGAAGCACUGGAAAAUUACUCCGUAUGUCCUUCUUGGUUCUUUGUUUAGGUAGUACCAGUGUAAUAUGUACAUCAUCCUGGCGGGAGGGACUGAGACUUGCAAAGAAGAUACUGGGUCCAGCACCUAAAGUAGGGCAGCAGGACCAACAGCCAUUAUCCAUUGACAGAGCUGGCAAGGAUAAGCCCACUAAAUCUGGUAAGCUAAGCUUUGUGUAUCAGGUAUGGGGCAGAUAAUAGUAUGGCUGCAGAGCAGCAAUCAUGCUGUCAGUGGUUCCCUGACAUUUGUGGCCUUUCAAAUUUGGUGCCAAACACAAGCCCCGCUGGAAUUGGUUCCGCUCUUGAGCUCCGAAGUGCAGCUGACCCCUGCCGAAAGCAGGGUUCAAAUCACUGCUUACAACUGCUGGGAUUGGCUGCACUUGGGAGUGCAUGUUUGGGAAUGGGAUGCUGAGGUUUUGCAAAUACUGGCCACCCCUGAUUUGCACUGGGGUCGUGUUCUGGGUCAUCAAGCGCAACAAAGACCGCUCCCUAUCUGACUUGCUCUUGCUGUGCUGUAGAAAGGACAUUAUGCAUUUGAUGAAGAACUGUCAACUGGGAAAGGAAGCAAUAGUGCACAUUUGCAUUGUCUGCAUUAGGGGCAGGGAACUUCUGACUCUCCAGGUGUUGUUGAAUGACAGCUCCAUCAGUCUCAGGCAUCAUUGUCAAUGGUCAGGAUGAGUAUAGUCUAACAUAAGUGGAGGACCAUAGAUUCCCCAUCUCUGGUCUGAGGAGCUUUCCACCAUAUAUUUAGUUUUCUGAGAUCUCCUGAGGCUUUGGGUGACACCAGUUUAGCUCUUAACUCAACCAUUGCCUUGGAAAUUGGUUCUGGUUUGGCUAUCUUGAAGGAUCUUGUUUUCUCUCCUAGCUGACACCUUUGUUGUCACUGUCUAUUUACUUUUCCUCUUCUGCUAGAACUGUAGGAAAGUUGGGAAGGGCAGAUGGUAAUACCCCAGCAUCUUUGACAACUUGAACAUUAGACUAGUGACAGUUUGGUAACUUCCCCAUCCAGGAUCGGAUGAGAUAGCUUGUGUGCAACAAGUCAUGUGUGACUGUGAUUGAAACAGAACAAUAGAAUUGGGACUCAGCUGGUUUCAAGUUGUUUAUUUCAUUUUCAAUAAGUGAAAUGGCCUGUGGCCAUGAGCCACUAGAAUUAAAUAGCCUUGUUUACCUCCUACCCAAGGGACUAUCAAAGAGAUAAAAAUAACUACUCUCUUACAUGAGAUAUUGGGGCUUAAAUGAUAUUGCAUUGCUCCAAUCCAAUCAGUUUAAUUUUCACCUUCCUUGGCUGUGAUGAGCUCCUCAGUAUUAUUGAGUUGCUGUUGUAUACCGUCUCAGCCAUUAAUCCCUUCUUGGCAUUCCACUGUCAGUCUUUUCCCACAAGAACUGUUGAGAUUUCUGACUGCUGAUCCAGCUUCUAUACACUUUAUCAGAAGUCUUCAGAUUUGCCUUAAAAAAAUUGCCACAGCUGUAGUUUUUUAUAAUAGAAAUGCCCUUCAAUGCUUGAUUCAGCCAAUUUUACUCUAGAAAUGCUGGAAAUCUAUGUGGAAGUUGUUUUAAGCAGCAUAUGCAUGGUGGUCCAUGGGGUGCUGGUGCAUAAGAGGGACUUUUCUGUGGUGGACCCCAGAUUGUGGAAUGCCUUCUCCUUUGAAUGGUUUCUAGCCUUAUCACUAUAUACAUUUCAACAUUGGGUCAAGAUGCAUCUUUUUGCACUGCGGGUGGAAGAUGUUACAUGGUUUAAUUGUAUUGAGCUGCAUAUUAGCUGCCCUAGGACCAAAUUUUGGCAGGUUCACUAUGCCUAUUAAAUAAGUAAACUAAUAUUGGAAACACUUAUAAUCUUGGCCCCGGUGCUUGGUGACAGAUUAAAUUAACCUAAGUGGGGUUUUUUCACUGCAGAAGUUGCUCUAAUUCUUUACCAGUGAAUAAACUGAUAUCCUUAUCAGAACUAUGAUCCAACAUGUUUACCCAAAGGAUCUUGAGAUGCUGUGCAUAGAUACAGGGCCAAGCUUCCAGAUUAGAAUUAAUUCGUAGAAGCUACUACUACUUGGUGUGUGUGUGUGUGUGUGUUUGCUUGUAUGUAUGUUUUCUAUAAGGAACCAUGUUCACACAGUGUCCCAUCAGUAUGUCCAUUUCUAGUGAAAAUCUGAGAAGAACAUCAAAGACAGUAGCCCACUUGGCAAAAUAUGCAUUGCAUUCUGGCUUCAGUACAGGAUGAAAUUUGACAGUGUCCAUUCACAAGUGGAACAUUUGACCCUGGUGAGUCGUUCCCCUUUUCUGCUGCAGAACUUUCCAAAACUGCUCCAGAAGGUUUGGGCACUACAGAGCAGACAGGGAGGUGCAGGAUGAAAGAGAGGAAGGAGUAAUUCUGCUUGCACAAGCUGAAGUCCAGUGUCAACCAAUGCAGCCUAUUUCUGUUUUUGAUGUGUUCAGGUUUUUGCAGCUCCUUUCUUGUAGCACUUGCUAGAAUGUCUCAUGGUCUGUUGCCUUUCUAAAGUGCUUAAGUGGACAGGCUUUUAACCCUUAACAAAAAGCUGCCACAUGAGAGGUCAAAUAAAUAGAUCCACCUUGCCUUACAAGUGGAGAGUGUCUUAACACGACUUUUGUCCCCCUAUCCCCACCCCAGUUUUCCACAGUGAAAAGACAGACACUAAUUUCAAGUUGGAUGUGACCAUAGAAACCCGUUCAAGAAAUUCUGAAAGAUCACAAAGUAAAGUAAGAGUGGAGAAUAACACGAAGAAAAAAGAAUCGACUCUUCCCGAUUCAAAACGGAGAGAAGACCAUGUAAACAAGGACUUCUUGCCCGUGGAGAUCCGUGGAAUGCUUGAUGACCUGCAGCUGGACUCUGUAUCUCAGGGUGCAGAACAAAUGAGGGAUGAAGGAAGACAGGAUCAAAAAUCACCACCUUUUGCAUUUAUUAGGAGCCAUAGUCCAACCAAAAGAAAGCCAGAGAAGCUUUUUGCCAAUGAAGAGCCUCAAGUCAGUUCUAAGAAACGCUAUUAUGAUACAGAUGAAGUUCGCCAGUAUAUUGCUAGACAAAAAGAGGAAAGGAAAAAGAGGCAAAAUGAAGAGAAGAAAGCGCAGAAAGUGGCAACAGAACAAAAGAACAAAAGACUUCAAGAACUUUACAAGAAACAGAAAGAAGCUUUUGCGAAUAAGACCAAGGAAACAUUGGCUCCUGAAUUAGCCACCAAACAACUACAAGAAACAUACUCAAAACUGUUUCUGGAGCAAACCUUACUGGAGGAACCCCUGGUCCCUGGACAGGAGGUACAGGGAUAGCUAUUUUGCAAGAUUUGCUUGGGUUUUUCCUUGCAGUUUGAAAGUUUGUAUUAAUGUCAUUUUUUUAAAGAAAAGAUUUGUAAAGUAUUAGCAGCAGUAAAAGAUAGGCAUUAGGUUUGCACAUGCCGAAUAAUGCUCAAACUGAGGUUUUGAUUGCGCCUGCAGUGUGGAGCUCUGGUAGGAGCAAGAAACAUGCCCAGAGUUAAAAAUGGCUGCAGCUAUAGCUCACAGCAUUUGUCAUGGCAUAGAGUAAGAAUCCAGACGUUGGGCAGCAUGUUGAUCAAUUUAACUACCCAGCUCGUAUUCUGAAGAAGCAUCGAUGAGGGGAAGGCAGGAAGCUCAGGCGCACCAAGGGGCAAAUUAUGUAAUGUGUGUGUGGCAGCUCCUGUGAAGGGUGUAGACCUUUAAAUGUCACCUCGCCAUCCAGUUGUGCCUGAUUUAGCACAAUUUCCCUUCUUCCCACACCAGCCCCCCGUCCUGCUGUAUCCCACUUUGUUCAGGAGGGUCUCCUGACUGCCCAGGAAGGCUUUUUGGAAAGGAGUGUUUUGGUGUCCCCUUGUGAGACCUUCCUUUUUCUUUUCUUUUUUCUUUUUUGCCGUAGUUAGGAUUAAAGCCAUCAUAUAUUCUAAUAAAGGGAUGCAGGUGGCGCUGUGGGUUAAACCACAGAGCCUAGGACUUGCCGAUCAGAAGGUCGGCAAUUCGAACCCCUGUGAUGGAGUGAGCUCCCGUUGCUCGGUCCCUGCUCCUGCCAACCUAGCAGUUCGAAAGCACGUCAAAGUGCAAGUAGAUCAAUAGGUACCGCUCUGGCGGGAAGGUAAACGGCGUUUCCGUGCGCUGCUCUGGUUCGCCAGAAGCGGCUUAGUCAUGCUGGCCACAUGACCUGGAAGCUGUACGCCGGCUCCCUCGGCCAGUAAAGCGAGAUGAGCGCCGCAACCCCAGAGUCGGCCACGACUGGACCUAAUGGUCAGGGGUCCCUUUGCCUUUAUAUUCUAAUAGUGAUCUUGAAUCACUGAUUGCCAGUCACAUGUAGCCAAAAUUACAACAUCCACACCCCACCAAGGGAUUUAUUGGCAGCCUCAGGAGAACCCCAUCGUUUGCAGAAGUAGAAAAAAUACUGACUUAAAUAUAAGGUGUUCUUGCCAAAGAACCAGCUAAUAUGGCUAAUAUGUUGUUACUUUUGUCUAGUGCAGAAAACAAAUGUCAGCUGUUUGCUUGGUCACUUGGGACUUCUCACAUGUUUUAACUUUUUUUAAUCUUGAUUAAUUCUAACAGAAUUUCAUGUUUCAAAAAUAUCUCCGUUUUUCUUCCCAGGCCAAACCUGGAUAUCAACCGUCUGGAGAAUCUGAUAAAGAAAACAAAGUGCAGGAGCGCCCGCCCAGUGCAUCUUCCAGUAGCGAUAUGUCUCUCUCUGAAGCUGCUCCUACUCCUCUUAUUAGGUAAGAAAGCAGGACUAUCUUUAAGGCAACUUGUAAGUAUUUGAACAGAACAUGAAACGCCAUUUUUUGUAAAAAGUCACUGUUGCGACCUUAGAAACUUGGUACAGUAUAGUAGAAAAUGGUCUUAAGAUGACUUAGCAAUACGCCCUGUGUAAGCAGCAGCAAGAUUGGAGGACUUUUCCUGCAAACAUAAGUGACAUUUUAAAAUCCAGCACUUUAGAUUUUGUAAGAUUCCGCAUUAUAAGAAUGGCAUGUCCCUGCAUGAAAUACAAGCUGAAAAAGCAAUCAUCUUCUUUAUGCAUAGUUAGUGCUCUGUGUGUGAUUGGAUUCAAUGACACUGCAUAAAAAAUACAUAAAUAUUUUGGGAUAAAGAACUUUCCUUAAUACAAAAUGCGCUUAUUGUUACAACGGUAUUCUUGAAAGCUUAUGGGCAAUGCCUACUGAAACUUCAGAAGCCCAAGUGGUGACUGGGCAGAUUUCCAGUGACUGGAGUUCCGGUUAGUAUCUUUUUCCUCCUCUGUGACUAGAAAAUCAAGAGAAAUUAUUUUGAAAAACAAGUUGAGCAUGAUUGAGUUAUGGAAAUUUGCUGAGUUGAAAGGUGUUGUACAUUUCAGUUCACUUGCUUUUAAAAAAACAUAUAUUUCAAAUAUAUUUUUUCAGUUUUUAAGUAUGACAACGUUAUACACACAUACCUAAUCCAAAUGGCAUUGUUUGACUUACACCCACCCACUUACACCCACCCCUGGUUUCCAAUUUUUCCCCUUUUCUUCUCCUUGCAUAUAAUUAUAUUUCUCCAAUUACUUUCAGCUUCUUUUUCCAGUCCUAAUUCUAUUGUUACUUCAUAAAUGUUACAUCAGUCCUGCUAAUGUUUUAACGCAUUUACAGUGUUCUUUAAAGUAAUCUAUAAUUUUUUUCCAUUCUUGGUUAAUUUUUUUCUCAUCUUGGUGCCUGAUCUUCAUGGUCAAUUUUGCCAUUUUGGCAUAGUCCGUCAUCUUAGUUAUCCAUUCUUCCUUCGUUGGGACGUUUUCUUUCUUCCACUUCUGGGCAAGUAGCAUUCUGGCCGCUGUAGUAGCAUACAUAAGUAGUCUCUUUCAAUUCUCUGGCACUUCUUCUCCUGUAAAAAAGCCUCUGGUUUUUUAGAAAAUGUUAAUAGAUUUCAGUCCUCUUGGUGCAGGAUCUGGGAAGCUUGAAGGCUAGGUUCCUUACAGUUCAGCAGCUUGUAUUCCAUUUGCAACAAAAAUUUAAUCAGUUUGUAAUUAUUAUCUGAAUAACCUGUACUUUUAAUAUAGCAGAUAUAAAUUUAUGAUGAACCAUUUUAUGCACAAUGCUUUUUAUGUUCCUAAAGUAACAAAGUGGCUUUCGGUAUAUAAAGACAAGUAAUGCAUUUGUUCAGCUUUCCCCCAAAAAACAUCUCUUUCCAAAUCUCACGCCCUGGAAAAAACACGUCCCCGACCCCACAGCUUCAAAUUUUACACCUUUACACUGCUCCCACAUUGUGUAUGGGGGGAUCGGGGAAAAUUUAAUCUGGGCUAAGAAAUCUAGUUUUAAAAAUGAUUUCCAAUACGUUAACAUAUGUGCACAUUUAAUAGUCAAACAUUGUUCAGUCUUCAUUAUUCCAAGUUUAUGAGAAUUCAACUUUUUUGUUUAUAGGAAUAACCCUUUAUGGAUUCAGCCAGAUAGGCUGACUUCAGAAGCCCAGCUUUCUUCCCAACAACCUUCAAUGGUCUUGACUGGAGGAUUUGUCUCCCAGCUUUUGGCUCUAGAUCACACCCAUGUCUUGCAAAAUGACUUUGACUCUGUAUUAUCAAGCAGAAGGAGUUACAGUGCAGCUGUGGGAUCCAUGCCUUUGGCAUCUCAGCCAUUUAUGGCAUCUGCUGUACAGCCUACCAUUAAUCAGUAUAAAAGUAAACUGAACCGCAUUGAAGCCCUGAAGGCAACAGCAGCCUCUUUGUCGAGCCGAAUUGAAAGCGAAGCCAAGAAGUUAGCCGGGGCCAGCAUUAACUAUGGUGAGGUGUGGAAUUCUGAGUGUGACUUGUUGCAAGGAGAUCAGGGCGAUGGCCGUUGGGCAAAGGCCAGCAGCCCCCCUGUGGAAGAAAGUGAUGUCUUUUCAGCCAGGCUCCAGAAGAUGUUGGGUGCUUGCACCCCACAUGCAAGUUUUGAUGAUGACCUUCCUGGUGUUGGAAACCUUGGUGAGUUUAAAAGGCUCCCAGAGACCCUCGGCCCUCGGGCUGCAGCUAUCAGCCUUCCAGGUAACUACAGAGCUGAAGGAAUGCUAGGAGAUCUAUCCAAAAAACAAGCAUGCUCCCCAGGUGCUGAAAGUAAAGUUGUAGCUCCACGUGAUGGUAGCAUAGAGUCAAUAAGUGAGGGGCCAAUCAGUGAUGGUCUUGCAUCUGAGGAGGAAGGAGAAAGGCAUGAGCAUCCAACUUUGAAGACUGUGGAAGUGUUAAAGGAAAAAGAAUUCUGUGCUGCAGAUAUAGCUGGCUGUGAGCCCAUAAAAGAAGUUCAGAAGGAGGCAGAGAAGUGUUUACUCAUUUUUAGACAUAUAAGGAGUACUUGGGAAGAACUGAUAAGGGGGAGUCCCCAUAGUGCCAUCAACGUCUUUACAAAACAUUACCAGCAGUGUGGGAAAGGUAAGGCAAUGAGAGACUUAUUGCUGCCUCUGGUGUUUCGUUGGUGUAAUUGUCAAAAUGACUGCACUUCCAUGAUAGUUGAAAUCCUGAGCUCUUUAAGUUAUGGUAUAAACCUGUAGCUUGGAUUUUGUGUUGUUGUUUUUUUGCUGAUACCAGUAUAUGCUGAUAAGCAAGAAGUUUCCAGUCCUUUUUGAAAAUUUUGGCAACUACUUCUUUACUAUGAAAUCACUUAACUGUCUUCAGAUUAUAAUUGAAAGUUGUUGCAUAUAAAGGAAAUUUUCCAGAGCUGCUCUUAAUGGGCUUUGGAUCUCUGUCAGCAAGAUUAUUUGGCAUGCUUCUGAAAUACAGAUUACUUUCUUUUUGCUUUUGCACCUCUUGCAGGAAUUGAGCAGUGGUCAGAGCAAGCACCACCAACUCGGGAACCUUUCCUUCCAGUCAUGAGUCCCCCAGCUAGCAUUGUUUCAUAUGAAGAUGAUUUCAUUUCCUCACAGGAAAGUGUAACCAUUGCAGAUAAAAGAGCUACUCUUGAGCCCAGGUACUUAAUGAGUUCACAAAUGGCAGCGAAAAUCAAUGAAGAACCAUGUUCAUUAAAUAAAGAACUAUUACAGAGUUGUUUUUCAUCCCUGAAUGGGAAGGGAACGCUUCCUUGUUAUAGAGUAUGGCAAAUCUGAGUUUUGGCACAGAGCAGAGUAAAUGAAUACUUCGUCUAUUUAAAACAGCUUUCAAGUCACAACCUGGUACUUUUUUAUGGCACAAAUGACACUCAGCUCAACUGUUUUUGAAAAUCCUGAAUUAUCAACCUGAAAAUUAUUUAAGUAAAUUCCCUUUGCUGGUGUUUCGAAUCAGGAUUGACAUCUAUUUAAUCUAUUUAAGAGACCUAGAGAAAGUAACUAUUUAACUUAAUUUAUUAAUUCAGUUGAUUUUUCAAUAUAGAUAUUUCAAUAUCCUUAAGGGUGUUGGAGAAUAGGAACUCAGUGUUGAACACAAACAUUAUGGCAUUGUUAAAAGGAAAGGUGUCUGUAAUAGUUUACAUGCAGGUCCCACUAUCCAUCCACUGGAUACCCACCAGUUCACUUAUCCAAACAUAAAGAAUUACACAUUCUGCAGAGUCAGAUAUCUGAACAGCUGGAGCUUGCCCACUUUGUGCUUUGCUUGUCAGCGGCAUUCAUUCUGGGGCUGAAACCAUGGAGAGAGGAAGAGGGAGAUAGAGCAGACCAAUCAAGAGGGCAGGACAAAUCAGUUUUUUUGUCUCUCUUUUGCUGGCUGGCUACAGCCAUUUUAGGCAGAAACAAUGUUGGGAGGAGGAAUGCAUUGUGGGCAGAUGGCUAGUCCUGCGUGUAAUUCCUGAUUGCGACAACAUCUACUUUAAAAAAAAAAAAUGCUUUUAAGAUUCAGCCCAAAUAGCUAAACCAUAAUUCAACUAAAGCUUGCAGCUCUAGCCCAUGUGCCUAUCUUAAGCUAUAUGCAAAGUUGUCUAAAAUUCAGCUGCUUUUAAAAAGGUAAAUAGAAGUCCUGCUCUUGUGCCUUGUAAGGCUUUAUUAAAUGAUUUAAAAUGCUCAUUACACAAGUAGUACAAAUGUAACUGAGAAAGCCAAGCAAUAUUUUACUUCCGUGUCUAUAUUGACAGUGGCAGCAGCCCCAGCCUCAAAGAAGAGUUUGCCACCAGAAAGUCAUUGUAUGAGCAGCCAGCUGUAGACUUUACCCACCAUUCCUCAGGAACACUUUCUGCAGGUUCUUCCAACUCGUCUGCAUCGUCUAAAAAAAGAGUGAAAAAGGAAAGUAAGUGCCAUUUACUACGCUCCCAAAUCUGGGUUGAAACCUUUGGCAAAGUUUUAAAAUCUGAAAAUGUCAAGUGUACUCGUCAAGUGGGGGAAAGUGUAUAUUUAUUUUAUAUUUAAAUCGCUUUUUGCCAAAAUAUGUGUUACAGAGUCAGAAUCUUUCAGCACAGUUUCAAGUGCCUCUCUGAGGGAGGAAAACAAAAUGUUGCCAGGGUCAGAGUAUGGAUCGCAACAGGUGAAGAAUGCAUCACCUAAUAAUGGAAUAUCUCAUAGAGAAGAGAAGAGCCCAGAUUCUGACAGCACUUUAGAAGAACUUUCUGAUCACUCCUUGAUGAGGUAAAGUGAACCACUUCAUUUAGUAAUCAUAAUCAUAUAUUGGCUUAAUAAACUGAGUGAUGUCAAUGAGUCUUUCCCCCAUGCAUUCAGACUUUUUGCUUGUGCAGUGAAGCAAAGAGACAUAUUUAACAGCUUUGGAACAAACCAGGUUUUUAAACCACAGUUUGAAAUUGAUCUAAUAACCUAAUCUGUUCUGAAGCUGGUAACCGUCUUGGUUUAGAUGAAAUAGGAAAUUAUGAUUGAUUAGAGAUUGCCUCAUUUGAUCAUAUCACAAAGGGAAGAGCGAAGGUGGAUGCUUGUGUGGGCAAAACAGUAAUUUAAUAUCUCUGUUUUAAAACCGAGGUAUGAUAAUCUGAACUAUACCAAUGUUUUUGAAGUAACAUAUAAGCUCUUCAAAUAGUUGGAAGACUGUAUUUUGUGUCUGUAAAUCUCAACUAUUGCUAUAGCUUUUUUUCCUGGGAUACUCAACGUAGGCAGGACUGGCACCUUUUUCCCAAGAAGAAAGGUUAAAAGUGUGGCACAUACUGAUGAGUAUCGGGACAGUUUUUUCUAGAAGAAAAGCACUGGCUAUUACUCUUUUCUUUGUGUACUGAUGGAAAUAUAUGAUACUUUUCAAACUGGUUUUGCUGUGUGACUACUGUUUCUUGAAAGAAUAAAGACUUGCUUCAAUUUUUGUUUAACUUUUCUGUCAGUCUCCCAGAUAAGAUAAAGUCUCCAAGGACUCCAGGCUCUCCUCAUUCUCCAAGCUUACAGAAACCAUUGGAUCCUGCAGUAAAUACAGCAGAAAAAAUUAGCCCCCUUUCAGACUCUCCAGGGACUAUAACUUCUGGACCCAAGGCAAGCCAUGCCUUCUCUGAUAUGAACUUUGGAACCAACAGGGCUGGAGCAGGUAACAUGAAUGGUGAGCUGGCCAAAAAUAGAUGGCUCAUGAUGAUGCUUACUUUUCCUAUGUUUCUAAAAAGUGUGAUUUACACGAAGACGUAGGUGUUUAGUAUUUCAUAUUUACCUUACAGGUACCAUGCGCUUCUCACCUGCUGGUCUCCAACAUCGUAUGUCAGCAGAACUUAAUUAUUUAAGUGCACUUGAGGAGUCUGUUCGCCAGAUCUCUGAUGUUGAACGAGUCCGAGGUAUAUCACUUGCCCAGCAGGAAAGUGUUUCACUGGCUCAGAUUCUAAAGGUAACCGUAGGCAUUCUUAUCUCUGCCUUAUUUGCUGUAUGCACUCCUCUGAAGUAUCUCAGUCAAAGAUAAGAGUGGUUGCGAUCAGAUGAAUAUUGUUAUAUUUCCAUUAAAGCUACAAAACUAGUAGGCUCUUGUUUGAAAAAGGAGGAACAUAAUCUGUGGUUCCUGAAAAUGAUAACCACAUUUGUCACAAGUAGCUAUGUGCAAUUUCAAUUUUUCAUACCACAAGUUUUAUUUAUUGCAGUAUUAUUGUAUAGGGUGGAAGUUGUGAACUUUGUAAAAUAGGCAAUGAAAGUCAUGAGAUACACUAAAAGAUGCAGAAGUAUAAGUGCUAAUCAUUAAUGAAAUAUUUAGGAUUCAGUGACAGGAGCAUUAAUAUCCUUAUGGAAAUAUAUUUUAAGUGUAAGGUACCUUGAAUUACAUUGUAUGCAAAAAGGCAGGAUAUAAGUUAAUAAACUAAAACUAAACUAAACUUAAUCCGUAGGCACAGCAGCAACGACAUGAGCACGACUUGGCUCUUCUGAAGCUCAAGGCAGAGCAAGAAGCUCUGGAAAGUCAGAGGCAGCUAGAAGAGGCGAUGAAGAAAGCAGCUCAGGUAAUGAGGUCUUUCAAACAGUAUGUAAAACUUAAAAGUAGAAUUCUUUUCCUGUGGAGAAAUUGGUGCGAAUGGAUGCUAAUCCAAAUCUCACAAAUAGUAGGCAACAAGAAAUCGGGUCAUCUCAAUGUACUUCAGAAAAAGAUCUUGUUCUAGAGGUGCAAGAUUUUAGAAGUUGCAACAUUAGUGGGCCAGGGGGCACUAUGGGCUUCAGUCACAAAAUAGCUACCAUGUGGGCCAUGACAUAUCACAAAAUGGCUGCCAUGUGUUAAUUUGGAGAUCCAGUCAAGGCCAGCUCACACCUUGCCAAAUACUGACACUUCCUAAGCCAGGGAAAUGACAGGAAGUGAGGUCUUUGGACCUAGCAGAUCACACAGACAGAAUGUCUCAUUAAAAAAAAAUACUGUACUGAAUAAAACAUAUUGUAUUCAGAACUCAAAAGCAUCAGUUCAUCUUGAUCAGUUCAUACCCAGCACCUCCACUUCUGCCUGACACUCUCCCUACGCUCAACAAAAUUUAAACUGUAUUGUUGCAAAGUGUGUCUCAAUGAGGACCGUGCCCUAAUAGCAAAGGUGCUGGGCAUGUCAUAAUAAUUUAUAAUUUAUACCCCACCCAUCUGGCUGGGUUUCCCCAGCCAUUCUGGAUGGCUCACAAUAGAAUAUUAAAAACAUGAUAAGACAUCAAACAUUAAAAACUUCCCUGAACAGGGUUGCCUUCAGAUGUCUUCUAAAAGUCAUAUAGUUGUUUAUUUUCUUGACAUCGGAUGGGAGGGCGUUCCACAGGGCAGGUGCCACUACCGAGAAGGCCCUGCCUGGUUCCCUAUAACCUCACGUAUUGCAAUGAGGGAACUGCCAGAAGGCCUUCGGAGCUGGACCUCAGUGUCCGGGCUGAACGAUGGGGGUGGAGACACCUUCAGGUAUACUGGUAUAUCAGCUUUGUCUGGCCAAGGCAAGUCUACAUUUUCUAUGAAAGCAAAUAGUCCAGGUUCCAGAUGCUGUAUUACGGUGUGUCAAUCACAUUUUCAUCAUUUUUAUAUCUCCAUUUCAAUGGAGCUGAUUUUAGUAUGAUUCUGGUGGAUACAACCCCACAUAACCUCUGCUCUAACAAGCUCACAUUUGCCACAACGUACAUCUUGUUGGAAGAAAAGAAUGAAAAGCCAAAAUAGUUUAUCUAUGCCACUUUUGUGUGCACAAGUUUAAAUAAAAUUGUUUAUUUCUUUUAUGUCCUAAUCAUUUACCAUGAGUUUCAAGCAUUUAUUAUUGUCUGAACAGAUUUUUUUCUGCCUCAGAAUUUUCUGCUUUGACAGUCACAGAAAUGUUAGAGCCAAGUAUCUCAUCCAGUUUUUGCUUCUGUGCGUAAAGAGGAAUUAAAACCAACAAAAAUACGUUUGGCAUACUAAAAUUCCAGUUUGGCCCCUUUGGCACCUGAACUAAAGUAGAACUUUUUUUUUUAAUACAUAGGGCCAUGCAGAAUCUAUGCAGCAGCUCGUACAGUCACAACAGGAGAAAGCAGAUGCUUUACAGGAGACCACUUGCAAAAUUGCAGCUCAGCAGGCGGAGACUGCUCUGCUCACCACAGAAGCUGCUAGCCAGAUACGUGAGGUUAGAUUCUGCUCUGAAAUCCUUGGCAGACUUGGCCUUGUGCAGAAUGGUUGCUAAAGCUAGCUUGCUGAUUGUAACGAAGAGCUCUUCAGCAGAUUACUUUGGGAAAGGAAAGCACGCUGCCUAUUUGAAGGAUGGGAGAGAGAGGAUGUGUGUGUGUGUUCUUAAUUUCUCAAAUAUUAACUUACGAAAAGUACAUCUGACUGUGCUUCUUUAUUCAGAUGACAGAGCUUGCAAGAGUCCAGAUCUCUGAUGCCGUUGGUGCUCCUGCAACCCCAAUUACCACACUGUUUGACCAAGAGCGGAAGCAACAUUCAGUAUUCAUAAAGAAGCUAAAAUCUCAUAAUACAAGCAGGUAUUUUAGAUGACAUUUUAGUUCUUAGAAUAGAUUGUGAGCGGUGUUUCAACAGAGGCAUGAAAGCAGACUCCAGGCAGACACCCUCCACCACUGAUAUGCAUAGGUGAGGGAGGGGAAUAUGAUGUCCGCAUGAGUACCAGGCAACUCCCCAAGGCUGCUCUUUACUUUCUUUUCCCUGUCUCAUCAAUAAAGAGUAGUCCCCCCUCUUCCUUUCAGCCCUUGUGACCUUUUAUUGUUUGAUUUUCUACACUAGCAGCCAAUACUGUAACAAGGCAGGUCAUUUGGCUCCAGCAUUAGAGUGUAGAAGGGAAUUCUUAAGGAAAGGGACUACAGUCAAACCUUGGUUCCUGAACGGCUUAGUUGCCGAAUGUUUCAACUCCCUAACAUCGAAAACCCUGAAACGAUUUUCGGAGGUUGACUGUCUGUCGCAGCAGACAAGCGGCUUCCGACCGGCUCUUCCAUUUGCAACAGCCAAUCAGAAGCUGCACCUUGGAAGUCGAACGUUUUGGAAGUCGGACAUCCUUCUGGAACGGAUUACGUUCAACUUCCGAGGUUUGACUGUAUGUGCAUUUGUACUUGUUGGGUUUACUUGAUAGUCCCUUGAUUGACUUAUUGUAGGCAUCAGGGAAGACUUUGUGCAUAGGGCUAUCACACCAGUUUGCACGUCCUGUCCAUUUCUUCCCAUUGGGGAAUGGAAGAAUGGAAAGUUCCUGCCUUCUAUAUUGAAAUCCAUGAUCAGAGGCCAAAGCCUCUGAUGUUGGCUGCUCCACACACCUUUUAUUUCCCCUCAAACUCCUGGAGUUAGAAGACUGAGACUUCUACUUUCUGCCUGCCAAAUCAGAGGCCUGUUUCACAUGCCACUUGACAGGAGAGUCUUCCUUCCCUGUCAGGUGACUCAUCCUGAGUGGGAAGAAGUCCCUGCCAAUUUAUAUUGGGUGCUGCAGUGACAAGUGUCAGGAAGUGUCGCCUGCUCUCCAUUUGUUCUGUACACAAGAGAAACUAGGCCUAGUUUGGAAACACACAAAGCUCUUUUUAUGCAGAGCUAAAUACAUUUUCUGUCUCAUUUGUCAUUACUGAUACUUAAUUGGAUGUUUCUCAUUUAUUUCACUACUAUUUUGUCUUGUAAGGCUUUUUUCAGCUACUUAUGACAAUCAGCUUGAACUUUCUUUUUUAUUUUCAGGAUAACUCAAACUUGCUUAUUUUCUUUAAUAGGAAAGCAGAAUCUACACCUUCACAAAGUAAAGAGGAGCUAGAUGACUCAAAAAUCCUUUAUUCCUCAUUUGAAAGUUAUUCAGAAUCGUCGAGAUCAAAGGCACAUGAUCAGAGGUAAGAAGCAGAACUUAUACAGUUACUGUCAGUUAGAAUGGUAGUUAGCAGAGGAAUACUUUGAGCAGUACUUGAUGCCUAGUGUUUCUUCUUCUAGUCCAGACCUGCAGAUCUUUUGAGCCCCCAAACUCACAUGGGAUCAAUAAAAUAGGGUAGAACAUAGUAUAUAGCUAGCUGUUGGAUCACAAGUCAUGCAGGCCUAUCCAAGGACCAUUGCGUUAGCCGAGUUGCUAUAUUUUGGAGUGGCGUUUAAUGCUAAUCUGAUACCCCAUGACAUGAAUAUGAACUGAAUUCUUCUUCAUGGUUUCUGUGCAGUCACAUAAUAUGGUUUUUGCACUUAUGCAGAGCCUCGUUCAGAAACAAUCUAAAACUAAACUAGAGUUGUUGUUUUUUAUUGUGCCAGCAGCACACUGUUGGUAUUAUUAUUAUUAUUAUUAUUAUGAUGCAUUCUGAGGCCUGUUUUACAACCCUAAUUCAAGAUUCACUUCUGUGCUUUUAUUAUACCUUUUCAUAAAACAGCAGCAGCAGCAGUUGCCAGGGAAGUCCAUCUGUCUCACCUUCCAAGGGGACCAAGAAACUUUCCCGUCGUGAAAAGUCAGGCAGCUCCAUUGAAGAGCAGGUUCCUAUGGCUUUGAAUGAUUCUUUAAUGAAUAAUAGUAUUCCAUCCAUUGCAGAUGAGAGAGGUGGGUCCUUGGACGAGUACUUAAACUACUUCAGUGUUUACUCCUAGUUCUGUUCCCAUCUACUUGAUGCUUGUGCUAUUUCCCUUGCUCUAUUGAUUGUUCUGCUGGUGGAGUCACAUAGAAGAAAUAUAAAAUGGUGAAAUAUUUACCAGGCUGUUGCAUGCAGCACUCUUUCCCCAUCACAGGCAAUCCACAAUUACUUUUAUAUGUCAUUUUCUGGUUAGCCAGCCCCUUGAGCUGCUGGGGAAUCUGCAGUCUGAUAAUGACACCAUGAUAGCCACAUUGAAUCCUGGCUAGCUGUUGCUUCCAGCCUCCAUUGUUCUGGGAGCCACUGACUGAGUGUUCCUCCUUCCUUUGUUCUGGGAAUCACUGAGGUUGGUUUUUUUUUUAAGUCACGAGUCUUUACAUCAGUGUGUGUACUUGUUUACAAGUGAGUGUUAUGCAAGAUGCAAUUUCCUGAGCUUGAUUUCUAUUACACAAAUAUAUCUUAAGUGAUGGAACGUCAGAUGGGGCUUGGUUAUUAUUGGCUGACAGCAUGUUUUAUGGAGCAAAAAAUCUGUUGCAAUUUGAAGUUCUUUUGUGGGAGGAUAAAGCCAGCUUCCUAGUUCCAAGAAACAUGGGCCUCCAGGAAGCAUAUUUAGCUCCUAUGCUGACAUUGCUACUUAUUGAUAUCCUUUUAGUCUUUGACCCCAUACUUUUUGACAUUUGUUGUAAGCGGGGAAAGUGCUGCAGAUUGGAGAUAAUAUCUACUCCAUCAUCCCAACUCUUGAGUGUCCUGAAUACCAUUGAAAGGGCAUGUUGCCGAUCAGAAGGUUGGUGUUUCGAAUCCCCGCGACGGGGUGAGCUCCCGUUGCUCAGUUCCAGCUCCUGCGAACCUAGCAGUUUGAAAGCACUUCAAAGUGCAAGUAGAUAAAUAGGUACCGCUCCGGCGGGAAGGUAAACGGCGUUUCCAUGCGCUGCUGUGGUUCGCCAGAAGCGGCUUAGUCAUGCCGGCUGCAUGACCUGGAAACUCUCUGCGGACAAACGCCAGCUCCCUCGGCCAGUAAAACUAGAUGAGCACCGCAACCCCAGAGUCGUUCGCGACUGGACUUAACCCUCAGGGGUCCCUUUACCUUUACCUAUGUGCAAUAUAUAGACCCGUUCUGUGAUAUGGACAGGUGUUUUGCUAGUUUAUUUAUUUAUUUAUACAUACAUACAUACCCUGCCCAUCUGAUGGGGUAUAAUUCAGUCAUCGACGAUACUGAUCAUUCAGUCAGUAUUCAUUUACUUGUAUUGCUCACUUCGUUAAGCCAUACGUUCCACCUACUACAUGAAACUACUUCAUACAUUACUCAUUCGGUAAUGCAAACUUUCCUUUAAUUAAAUAUUUUUGGGGGGUUUUCUUCAGACUCAGCCUCUGUAGCAACAGAAUAUUCUCUUAAAUUUGAUGAGUCCAUGACGGAGGAUGAGAUUGAAGAAAAGUCAUUCCGGUCCUUGCUACCUUCUGAAAGUCACCGUCGGAUCAAUUUGAAGAAACGAGUUCACCAGGAUUAUUCUGAUGAGGAGGCUUUCCCUGGAAAGACUAGCGUGUCACCUGUUAAAGUAAGUUUUCAAUACUCUGCAGCCACAUGUUUGUUGCGGCUCCUCUAGUUGCUUUCAGAACCUUUCAGUAAAUUUUAGUGGGGAUGUCCUGUACAUAAAUGAACACCAUAACUGUAUAGUAUCUGCAGACUUUAAAAAACUGUGGGCACGUUAUAUCGUAUGAAAUUCUGCAGGGUACAGGAACCUCCUUUUGUGAGCAAAAAGGGGUCGAGGGAAACAAACUGCAUAAUACAGUUGUAAGUGCAUGUGCAUUUUCAAAGCACUUGCAUACUUAUUCAUGGCCUGAACUUAGUUUUUUAAACCAGCUAUUCAUUCCAUACUUGUUUGGAAGGAUGCUUGAUCAAGGAGGUGGCAUCCUCUUUAGUAAUGCUUCUUAUCUUAGCAAAAGUAUUUAUCCUGUUAUACAAACAUUUACAUUUGUAUGUUUACAAAUGUAUGUUUUAAAUUUGUUUUCUUGUAAUUAGGAGCUAAGCCUGCCAUUCUCGGGAGGGCAAGAUAGCUUUUCUAAAUUUACCAUGGAAAUGGUGCGGCAGUACAUGAAGGAGGAAGAAGUGCGGUCAGCUCACCAGUCGUCCCUGCUUAGGCUACGUGAAAAAGCACUGAAAGAGAAGGCAAGGGCUGAGCUAGCCUGGCUGGAACACCAGAAAAAGUAAGAGUGUUCAGAAAACAUAAUGACCCCAAAUUUAGUAAUUUGUGCUCCAUCCUAGGACUUCUUUGGUUUUCUGUCAGUUUUGUUAAACUCUGCUUCCAAACCCCUUUUGCAAAUGUUCUGAAUGCCAUGAAAUAACGAUUAAACAAAGAAGUGUGUUUGUAGUUACACAAAUAGAAGCCCUGGGGGCAAGGUUGGUGCACAGUUGUGCUGCAGAAGCCAGAUGGAGUUUAAAUGAAGUGUGAUUUUUUAAAAGCAUAGCUCUGCCUCACUUGUAAGGAAACAGUGAGUCUUUCUGUAUAUUUCAUAUUAACUUUAAUAUAUUCUAUCAUGUGGAUUCUUGAAAAGCAAAGAAUUACUGUCCAUCUUUCUUUUGAGGGAGAUCUUCCAGACAGUGCAAUCCAUUCUUCAGCUGAUCACCCUACUCUUUUUCACACAUGUGAACCGUCAAGCACUUAUUGCUUGCUGGUUCUAAUAUUACGGAACCUGAUCAUCUGUGAUGGGAUUGGAUAGUUCCAUUUCUUGGCCUAGCACCUGGAGAUUAGAAUUGCCUCUAAAAAACAGUUUGGCUAUUUCUGCCCCCGAAAGGCCCAGGUUCUUUAUCCCGUAGGCCCUAUGUUUUGGGGAGUAUGGUCCUACUUGAAGUAAUUAGCUAGUACUAAAAAAUGAGUGCUGCUGCUGUCUCAUCAAGAACAACCAAAAUGGCCAAAUAUGAGGUACCAGGAUUGCACAGGGUUAUUGCCCACCUGGUAAGUGAGAGUGUGAGUGCCACGGUUGCUCUUGGAUCCACCCUUUCAGGUGUUGGCUAGUGUAGGCACAGGAAGAGCAUGUCUGUAUAGCAUCCUAAAGCCAUCCGACAUGAUGUAGAAGCAUCUAAAUUACUUCAACACAUUAGCUAGAUUUGAAUUAGUCUAUUAGAACAAGAUUAUAUUGGCUAUGGGGCUCCGAUGUUUUGUGCUCCAGUUCCCGUCACCCCCAGCCAGCAUGAACAAUGGUCAGGAACAAUGAGUGUUGUAAUCCAAAGCAUUUAGGGUAAAGCUGUCCAAAGUCUAGCAGAAUUGGGGGAGGUGUGUAGUUGAAAAAUUCCCCAGGGGGCAGUGGGAUCCUUGUGGGGUGGGGUUGAUGUGGGGUGAAAGAUGCUUUGUGCAUUUGCCCGCACCCCAUAGUCCCCUUUGACUAGACUUGACCAUCCAGGUGUCUUUUACCUUUACCCCUAUGCAUUUGCUAACCAAAAUAAAACUGUAUUACCAAUAUGUAAAUGAAAAUGAAAAUCCAUAACUACCAAAACAGAAUUGCAAGGCAGAAGUGAGAGAAAGUGAACUUUCCUUGCCUUGAUUCUCACAGGCGUUUACGAGACAAAGGAGAGGACGACAAAAUGCCACCUAUCCGAAAGAAACAGCGUGGUCUACUUCUGAAGUUGCAGCAGGAAAAGGUAAAAAAUAAUUUUAAAUCCACCUAUGCCAAGUUUCUCCUUAAUCACUGAAUUUUGAUCUGGUGUAUAGGGCUGGGCAAUAUCUGGUUUUCAACAUAGUGAUAUAUCACCACCUAAACAUUGUGAUACACUGAUACUGAUCACAAUGUCUGAAAUAAGGUUGGAGCUUUGCAGAGGCAUCGUGAUAACAGCUUUUCAACAUCGCUGUAUGUCACCAGCCAAACAUUGCAGUCUGGCGACAUGCCACAAUGUUGAAAACACAAGCUGCAUUGGCCUCAGCCUGUAAGACAUCGGGUAAAAUUGCCACAGCGCCCAGCAGGGUGGGACAUGGCAGCUUGUUGGGGCGCAGGAGGGCUCCCCAUCCCCAGCAGAGCCAUCCCUGGUGCCCCCCUGCUUGUGUGGGAGCCAGUGCUGGGCUGGGGAAUCCUUUAAAUGCUUGAAGGGGAGCGGCAGCUGCGCACUCCUUAGCUGAGCAGUUGAAAGAUGUAGAGGGCGGAACAAGCUGUAUUGGAGCCUCACCAGUGAAGCUUUUUCUCCCUCUGUGCAGUAUGGGGGCAGAGUGGGAUGGCGGUUUCACUCAGCGAUAUACCGCUGAGUGAAGCCGACAUCACUGUCUGCUCCACAUACCAGUCCUGGGCGAUAUAUUGAUAUAUCACCCAGGCAUAUUGUAAACUCCUUUGGGAAUUUAUUUUCGGCUAAAAAAUUGGGAGACGGGGAAUGUUUUAGACAGUUGCAUAUAAAACAUUGCCCAUACUUUAAAUCUUUGAAUCUGAAGCAGACGUGAUGUAUGAGGAAAGUGAGAGCGGAUGAAUGGAGAAAAUGAGUAUUGGAGGUGAGGUACUGAAUUCAGAAAGGGGGAGAGGGGAGGAAAAAAACCAUGGGAGAAAACGUAAGUUUCAACCAGUGCAUUAUAGAAAACACACUGGAAUAGGACAUUGCAGAGAGAAGGUAGGUCUAUUUCAAGAGGGUUAGAGCCAGUGAAACAAAGGAAGUGGGAAGGAACAUUGAUUGACAGAAGAGAAGAUGAGAAGAUUAGCAGAAAAGUUGAGAAAGCUAAUUAUUAGAAUAAAAAGCUUGUAAUGAAAGCAGGAAGUAUAAAGUAGUGAUAGGGAUGGGGGAAGGGGAAAGAGAUGUGGUCCAAACUACAGGUGAAGACAAACAUACCAAGCAGCAUAAUGAGGAGCAGAAGUGAAAGGCUGAAGAGAGAAACCUGCAAAAACAUUACUGCUCUUUUUUUGCUUUGCUUUAUUGUUCUUAACUCAUAAAGGCAGAAAUCAAGCGUCUUAAGGAAGCCAAUAAGGCAGCCAGAAAGGAGAGGCAACUGAUCCUUAAGCAGCAGGAAGAGAUAGAGCGAAUACGGCAAACCACUAUGAAACUGCAGGAAAAACUGAAGUCUGCAGGGGAAAAUAAACAGGUAAGCUUCACUGCAAGAGCUGGAAACAUGCACCUGAGAGUUAGCCUGUUAUUUUUAUUUGUAGCACUGCAGUUCUCAAACUGAAUGAAAAAUAAUUGAGACAAAAAAGAGGGGUAUAAGUUAUUAAAAUAAAUAAGCUGGUCCUGAAUACUUUAUUGCUGACAUUUAUGCUUGAAAAAGACCAACCACACAACAGUGACUUCUAAAAUAAUAAGAUCUGUUUUUGUUGCUGGAACUGCAGAUCGUGCUCAUAGGUCUAGAGUUUCUCAGUAUAAUUUCUGUCCCAUCCUUCCUCACCAAGGAGCUCAAGGUGGCAAACAGGUCCACAAUUUAAAAAUGAAAAAAGCAAAAACAUACCGAAGCAGUUAAAACGUUCUAAAAACAAUUGCAUCUAAAAGCAUUUACAGUUAAAAAUAUUUGCAUCCAGUGAUAUUGGAGUUAUAUUAAGAUGCUGAUCAAAGUGUAUAUAAAAUUGAUAGAGGAAAAUAUUCCGCAAAAAAUGCAAGGUACAUGGAUAUAGAAAGAGAGAGAUAAUAGCUAGAGAAAUAUGUAUAGAUAAUAGAAAAUAGCUUUUUACAUGUUGAAUAUCUAUUUGGGUUUUUUUUGUUUUUGGUCGUAGGAGCAUUUUAGUGAGGACGAUGUAAAGCGAACACGUUCUUCAACCCCGCUGCCAUCAGAUGCAGAAACAUGGAGCCUCUCCUCCGUUUCCGGCUCUGAGACCAGUAGCAUUAUGCAGAAACUAAAGAAAAUGCGCAGCCAAAUGGAUGAAAAGUAACUAUUGGUGGUUUUUUAUUGAUGAGAUCAGUAACCGGUUAUAAGGUUGGCUACUUCUUUGGGGUUUACUUUUGCUUCCUAUAGCUGUAGUGUUAUUUCAGUUUAGCUAGCCUCACUGGUGGCUUGGCAUUGUACAUUGAACAUACGAAUGAAUGUGAAUAUACAAAGUUGCCUUGCCAUUUCGUCAAGUAUCACCUAUUCCAGGGGUAGCCAACAUGGUGCUCUACUGACGUUGCUGAAUUCCAACUCCCAUAAUCCUUCACCAUUGGCGGUGCUGGGGCAGAUGGGAGUUGUUGUUACUUUGUUCAUUUUAUAUCCUGCCCUUCUUCCCGCAGGAACCUGGGGUGGCAGACACAGCAUUAAUAAGACACUAAAAAACCCACAAAUAAACCCACAAACAGUUUUAAAACAUUCUAAAAAAAAAUCCAGUUUAAAACAUUCUCAAUGGGUGAUCUCAAGGUUUCCAGGAACAGUGUAUUCUGAUCAAAUGCCUGGGUAAACGCAAAUAUUUUUACAUUUCCCCUGAAAGUCAGUAAUGAGGGAGGCAGACCUACCUGUCACAGAAAAAGCCCUGUCAUGGGUCACCAGCAGCUAGCUGAGCAGUCCCCAGUCUCAGCAGAACCAACAGGUCCUCACCUGCCAAUUGUAGGAUCUGAGAUGGUUGAUACUGAGGAAGGGGCUCUUUUGGAUACUUGGUCCCCAAGCCAUUUAUGGCUUUAGUACUGACACCAUGAAUUUGACCUGGUUAGCUCACUGGCAGCCUGGUGACACAUUGUUCCAUUGGGUUGCCCCACCUACCAGCCUAGCCACUGGAUUCUUCACUAGCUGCAGCCUCCAGACCAUCUUCAGGGGCAGAACCACAUUACAGUUGCCCAGACAGGAGUUCACCAGAGCGUGGACAACUGAGUCCUAGGCACUCCUAGCCACUUGAGGUUCCAGUGACAAGUUGGAAUCCAGGAGUACUCCCAGACUAUGAGCCUGUUCCGUCAGGAGGAGUGCAACCCAUCCCAGGACAGUUUAGACACCUAAACCCCAAACAAAAGAACCACCCGCCUAUAGCACUUCAAUCUUGUUAUCAGGAUUCAGCAUCAGUUUAUUAGCCUGAACCUUCACUGCUUCCCACACACCCGUCCAACCAACACCUUCACAGUCUCUCCUGAUUUAGAUGGAAUGGAGAGAGAGAAAAAAUUGUGUGUCAUCAGCAUACUGAUGGCACCUUGCUCCAUUUCCCAAGAUGGCAGCUCUGAGCAAUUUUAUAUGAUGUUAAAUAGCAAAAGAGACAAAAGAAACCCUUGUGGGACCCCAUAGCCCAAAAGCCAUGGAGCUAAGCAACAUUCUCCUGGUACUACUAUCUGAUCAUCAUGCUGCAAGUAGGAGCGGAACCACUAUAACAGUUUUUUCACCUCUCUGAGUCGCUGCAGAAAGACACAUGGUCCACCACUGAGAGGCUAAGGUGAACCAGCAGGGUUGCAUUCCCCCUGUCUCUCUCAGUCUGGAUGACUAAGGCUGUUUUGGUGCCGAUCUGAAACCAGACUGGAAUGGAUCUAGAUAAUCUGCUUCCUCUGACAACAUCUGGAGUCCAACAAUGUCUGCAGGGCACCACGUUAGCAAUUGCUGGUCUAUUCUGAUAGGUAACAAGAGACUGUCUAUAGUCCUGGACAGGAAAAUCUCUCUGACAUCCCUUUUAGACUGGCCGUGUUGCGCAUUGAACUUGGGACCUCUUGCAUGCAAGAUGCAUGCUCUCCCACUGAGUUAUAUUGCUGAGCGUACACAUCUUCUGCAGGGCUGCAGCUGUAUAAAUGCAUUACUUUAAUGGGUAGUGCUUGCUAUAUAAUGUGAUAUCUAUCUCAAUGCAGCUUGUAAAGAGGUGGUCUUUCUCUUCAGCUUUUGCUACCUCCAAACCAAAUGUGAUCUUUGAAGCUUAACCUCAAAGGCUCAAAUUCAUCAGGAGAACAAUUCAUGAAAUAAGAUGGUGCAGCUUGAGGUUGUGUGUUGGGUUGAGUACUUGCAUUUAAAAAAAAAAAGAUUAUUUUAUUUCUGUCGUAUGUAGUAUUAGGCAUCUUCCCACUGGUGAGGACUUUAAACUGAAAUACUGCCUUUCAGUCACAGUAAAAAUUGUUUUUAUUAGUUCUAUGCAGGAUUUAAAUUCCCAUGUGGGGCUUUGGGUAGGUGGGGCAGGGAGACACAAGUGCCAGGGUUUCCAUAAAUGCACUGGGGUUUGCCCUCAACGCUGCCUUCAAAAGAUGCCCCUGAACAUCAGAAUGUUGCCUGGCACCAGAGCCAGCAAUAAGACAUGGCAGUUUGGAACUCUCCCUAAGACACACUCUUACAGCUUUUGACACUCUAUUAGGGUCUGCUGUCCAUGGAAAAAAGAUUCUGGUUUCCAAGAUGGUGGAAGCACAGCGUGUUUCUUUUUAUGUUUAAAAGAAACAGGUAUCUGGCAUAUUUCAAACUAUUGCAUUUUUUUACAUGUGCUUAAUGGGAGAGUUCUUUAAUAAAUUAUUCUGCUAAAUUACAUAGAAGCUUAUAGCAUAUUUACAGCAACAGGCAGCUUAGCCUCCUGUUUCAUGUCUGGAAUCGGCAAGUCUGUAUGGAAAAGCAGAAUAUUUUGUAAAUUGUCAAAGAUGCCGACAAACUAGAGAAUGAUGCUCUUGGGCUUUCUGCAAAACUAGGUUUUAUCUGACAGUUUGUAGGAUUCCUCCUCUAAGGAAUUAUCAGGAUCUAUGUUUGGUCAGAGGAGAAAUAAAAGACUUUGUCUGUAGUUUGCAUGUGAACAGGAGCAUGCUCUGUCAAAGAAUUAACCCCUUGUGAUCCUGGCAUAUUCAGCCCCUUGACAUGGAGCCGUCCCAAACACAAGUGAUACUUCAUGUUGCUGUACCUUAGUGAGUUCUUACUGUGCAUGCAUAACUGAUUAGUGCCUAUGAAUAGCAUGACUUUUACUGUUUACCAACUUUCUCAGCCAGUGCUUUGUUUGGCUUUAACAUUUUUGCCAUGUAGACAUUUUAGUAGAGAUGAUGUCCUGUUGCAAAGCAGUAUUUGAAAAGGAAAGUGUGUGUGUGUGAAGUGUGAAAUCCGAAGAAUAAAACCAACUUCUAGUGAAAAAUGGCAGCAUAUGAACUCUUCAACUGACAUUAGUUUUCCACAUCAUUUUGAAGUUUUGCACCAGGAGGUUCUGUGCAUUGAAGUUGCAGCUUUUUUUCUUUUGAUUUGGCGUUCAUUUGCUUAGCUUAGGGCAGUUCAUUAGAGUUCUCAUUAGUAGGAAUGUGUCUACUAGCUAGAACAUGGCUUGAAACCUUUGUUCAAAUGGUCAGAAUAGCAAGCCUUUUAAAAUUCAGUACUGAAAUGGAUAGGUGGAAUCCCUUCCUCUUAUAAACAAUGGGCGGGGGGAAUCCUAAAAUGCAGCAAGAGUAAGAUAUGUUUCGUAGUGUAGAAAGUGCCUGGCUUUUGACAGGGAACGAAGGGUUGUAGGUAAUGCAUGGUUACGUUCUGUUGCCUUUGGAGUCUUCUACUUGUGGAAAGACGAUAUGUUUGACAUUUAAGACCCAUUUGUGCAAGAUGCUCUCCUGCUCUCAUUUUUCUGUCUGUUUCUUGCUAUCUUGGCUUAAAACUCUUCCUCCUUAUUUUGUAGACACUGCUCUCCUGUUCACUACUUCUUCUCUGUCUUUACGUCUCACCACUGGGCUUCUCUCAGUGUCUGUUUUCCCAACCUCCAUCCCAAAUUCCAGCUGUAUAUCUACAACCAAUUGGUCAGGUAACGUUCUACCUUUUUAAGUGGUAGACUCUUUGAUCGAGCAUGCUCUGUUCAGUUUUACAUGACUGGGAGGCUCUUCAUGAAUUGGACGGAUUUUUCACAGCUCUUACCUGGUAAUUCUGUAGAUGUGACUGGCAGUCUCCUGCCUCUCUUAGUUACCCAAUGCAUAAUUUAGUGUUAGAGAACAAUGGUUUAGGCAGAGAUUCUGAGAUUUAAUUUGUCUUUUAGCACCUACCUAUCAGCUGAGAACACCAGUUUUGAGAUUUUUAACUGUAUAUAAAUAAAAGAUUCUUCAGUUCAAUUAUUUGCUUUCAUUAAGCUGUUCAGACUGAUUUGAAAAUAAUGUUGGUGCCUUGUAUAUGGCCACAUUGGUUGAAAUUUAUCCUGCUCAAACUAAAUUGCUUAUAAAUGAGCCCAAAUCAGAGUUAGGAAUAAUGAUGCAAUCUAACCAAAUGUGUUUCUGUUUCCAGUAAUUGCAGCUUCCACCAAAUAAUUUGGGGUAUUUUCAUGGUGGCCUGAUUUUUAAAAGGCAUGGAUAUUAGGAUUAGCAGAGGGAGGUACAGCAAGCAAAGGUUGUUGACUUGCAAAAGCCAUGUGGGAAACAGAGACACAAUAUAGUUCUGGACUCUUUAUUUCCUUGACACAUGAUGACUGCUUUGCCUAGCUCCUGUUUUUAACCUUCACAGGAUCCUUGCUGUUUCCAAUAUUUUCCCUCUAAUUAUGAGGUUCAGACUUACUAUUUAAAAAAAAUAAAAUUAAUGCGUCUUAGGUUUUUACUUAGCACAAGACUUUAAAAUUCAUUGCUUUCUUGGUUGAAAGACAUCAAAAUGGAGAAAGGAUGCUCCCUGGCACCAGAUCCUCCUUCUGCUUCUAACUUGGAGAAUAGAGACCAGUGGGAUCAUGAAAUUUCCAGUGUAACAGAAUGGAAAAAAAUCAAAUGAUCAGAAGCAAUCAUCACCCCACUGUCUGUUGGGUUCUGACUUACGGACCUAAGCCUUUGGCAUGUGGAACAAUAAGCUUCCAAUUAAAGCUUUGUCUGAACAUCUCUAUUUUAACAGCAGAAGAACCCAAACCUAGACAACAGCUUAGGGCAAUUGUUUAGGUAUGCUUUUUUAGCUCCCAUGGAAAGUGUGGCUUCCAUAAGCUGGCUACCUGGCAAUUGACACUGCUGUGGUUUUAGGUUAUCUGACUUCUACCCAUAGGAGCCCAAUUCCUAGGGACCGAGGUCCCUUUGCCCCCCAUGAAAUAUUUGAGGGGGCUGAGCCCCCCAAAGUUGAUGGGCAUUGCCAUUCAAAUGGUGUGCAUGUGCCAUGUCUUGUGAUCGAUUAUGCCCCAAUAUUUUAUUCACGUUGGCAUCCGUGCAUAUACCUGAGCAUUUGGUUCUCCUUUGUCAAAUUUCCUUAUUCUGCUAAGGAUAAUUAGUGAAUGGUCUCCUUAGGAGGAGAUCCUCCCUUGUCCCAGUCUUCUGCUUCCUUUUGUAAUAUAUGAAAAUAUUUUGGUUUUGUUGCUUAGAACUUCCAAGAACUGCUAGGAAAGAAGUUCUGGAAAUGUAAUUGAUAUAGCUUUGUGUCAAGGUUCAUUGGAAAGUCACAGUAAUAAUUACCUUUUAAAUAUCUACUUCUCAGCUUUCUAGAUCAGGUUUUUGCAAUCUUCAUUUUGUGCCCCAUUUAUCAGAGGAUGAUGCGGUCUGUCUCCAUUAUGCUACCAUUAAACAGCAAUUAUUUAUACAUACAUACAUACAUACAUACAUACAUACCACCAUAGAGAGGCACUAUUCAAAUUUUUUUCUGCCACCAGGGUUUGGCUAAUUUUGUGUUCACUAUUUGUAUUUCUUAGAGCCCUGUUCUCAUGGUUGACAGUAUUUCAGAAGAACUAUUUGUUUCUUCAAUCUCUUGUAACUUGGGGCAGUAGGAAAAUGUAUGGCUUGGUGGAGAUGUGUGCAUUCCAUCUCAACAGCUUCUUUCUGGAGGAUUACAUUGAUGUUCUGGGCAAUAGAGUCUACUGCAGUUCCUGACACAGUUUGUUGAUGAGAUAGAAAUCCUGAAUUCUAUAAUUGUUUGCAAAGCAUCCAGAUAUGGAGGUGAAUUGCUGUAUUGCUAGCAAUGCAGUUAUAUUAAAUUGUAAGCCUAGACUUACAAUUAUCUGUUACUUCAAAUAAUCUAGAAUUCAUUUGUAACAUUCUUAAAUUCUGUGCUGCUCGCGCUUUGAUCUGUUGAAAGAUUAACCUGGAUGGGAACUCUCCCCCCACACACCUUAUUUUUUAGGGCAGGUUGUGCCGAAUUAUGUGAAGUGACAUGUAUUAACUUCUGUUGCCUCCUCUUACUUUUUCAUGUAUUCUUGUUGUACUGAAUUAGCAAUCAUGAUACUAAUUGCAAUAUUGUUAUUAAAUAAUGUACCUUAAGCCAAACAUGUCAAUGGAGGGUCAGGUACCUUGUCUCCUACACUUUGUGGCACUUGUAACCAAUUUCUCACUAUUUUGUUUGCCAGGUUCUUGACAAAGCGAGAGCAAAAAUUGAUGAAGCGUCGCCAGCACGCUGAAGAAUUGCUGGAAUGGAAACGCCGCUUAGAUGCAGAGGAAGAAGAGAUACGUCAAAUAGAGAAGCAAGCCCUGGCUGCCUGGGACAUGGAGCUGCUUAAAGCAAAAGUGAACAGAAAGGGGGCCGGAGACCAGAAAUCUGAUGCAAAAGGUACAAAAAUGAGAGGGUGUUCUUGAGAAAGACCUUGAUUGGGUUCUGAUCAUGGAGGAAAGACUCAUGCAGUUGGCCCAAGUCACAGGAGCAAGAUGAUCCUUUCCUUCAACAUGGAAUUGCACCACAGUGGAGCAGCUCUCACAUCUUCCAGAGAUAGAUAGUCUGAUCAAAGGGUUAGAUCAAAGGGUUAUGCCCAUUUCACAUGAUUAUUAGACAGAUUCUUCUUCUUCUUUUUAUAGCAGCCACCACUCAAAAGGAGGAGAUCAUCAGUUAAGCAUUGGUUUAGCUGCUGUUUGAUGGUUCUUGGUAGCUGUGUUUUUUUUCUGGAGGGGGAAGAAUACUUGGUGCACUUGAUAUAGCCUUCUGUGCGGGUGGCACUGUGGGUUAAACCACAGAGCCUAGGGCUUGCCAAUCAGAAGGUCGGAGGUUUGAAUUCCCGCGAGGGGGUGAGCUCCCGUUGUUCAGUCCCUGCUCCUGCCAACCUAGCAGUUCGAAAGCACAUCAAAAGUGCAAGUAGAUAAAUACGUUUACCAGCGGAAAGGUAAACGGCGUUUCCGUGCACUGCUCUGGUUUGCCAGAAGCGGCUUAGUCAUGCUGGCCACAUGACCCAGAAGCUGUACGCCGGCUCCCUCGGCCAGUAAAGCGAGAUGAGCACUGCAACCCCAGAGUCAUCUGCAACUGGACCUAACGGUCAGGGGUCCUUUUACCUUUACCUUUUCUUGAAUGGUUGAUCUUGUCUUGAACUAUUCCAGUUCGUUGCAUUUGGUGAAGAACUAAUGCCAGUGCUUUGAUCUGGCAGGAUAAAGAUGGUAACAACAACCUUUCUUCAACCACCUUUCCUUUAAAUGAAAUUGGGGAAAAUUGAAAUUGAACUCUGUGUGAAAAAUGAAACAUUAAAAUUCCAGUAUCAGUCCAAAUGGCCCCAAAUGUGAAAAUCCAAAGUAUAGGAACUUUGUUUAUUCAGUAUUUGAAGGAAGGAGGUAUAUAACUAUACCUUACUCUAUUUUAUAAAAAAAAAUAUUGGUUUUACAUUUUAGUUUUACAUUCAGACACAAAAUACAAUCAUAAAGUAUAGAAUUCUCUGAAUUCUCAGACUUCCUUCCUUCCCUCUGUGGAAUCCGCAAAUAAUCACUUUCCACUGCAUAUCAUAUUGUCAUCUAUUUGUCCAUAAAUACUCAACUUUAUCCAAAGUUCUUUUUCAAGUGCUUUGCAAGUGUUAUUGCAAUCCUGCUAAUAUUUUUAAUUGUUUAAGUGUUCUCUCAAAUAAGUUACAAAUUCCCCCCAGUCUUUAUUAAAAAUUUUAUCAUCCUGGUUUCUGAUUUUUUUCCAGACAUUUUAGCCAUUUUGGCAUAGUCCAUCAAUUUUGUUAUUGAUUCCUCUCUUGUUGGAAUCUUCUCUUCCUUCCAUUUCUCGACUAAGAGUAUCUGGGCUGACGUAACUAUUCCUUAGUCUUACCUCUUUUUCCUUUGGCUGACAUCUCCAAGGAAAAUAAUAUGCAUGAGUGGGAUAUCUGGGGCCUUUGUUUUUUGUCACUGUGGUUGUUACAUACUUCAUAUAACAUCACUUUAUAGUGAUGACCCUAGGGCUAUCAAAAGCAGCAAUAAAAUAUUUGUAACAUUUAACUGAAUCAUUGCCAGAUACAUCUCAUUGGACUGCAAUACCUCAAGCAUCACCUCUCCCCAUAUGAACCAACCCAGACCCUGCGAUCAUUAUCUGAAGCGCUUCUUUUCAGAGGGCGGCAACAUGAGAACAGGGUUUUUCUGUGGUGGCUCUCCGCUUGUGAAAUGCUUUCCCCAGGGAGGCUCACCUGCUGCCUUUGUUACACACCAGGCAAAAACAUUCCUUUCCUCCCACGACUUCAGCUAAUUUAAUAAUCUAUGGUUGUUUAAACUGGGGGGUGGGUAUUUUUUUUUUGUCUGUUACUAUGGUAUGUAUUUUGUGCUUUUAUAUUGUAAAUAGCCCCAUAAUCCUCAGAUGGUGGUGUAGAGAUGAUGGUGGUGAUGAUGAUGAUGAUAAAUUGCUAAUUACAAUUGCUUGUUGUUCAGCUGUGCCUGUGAUCUUUGUGUGAGGAUUCAUUAAUUUUGUGUGUGUCCCUCACCUCAGUAAAGGGGAAUUAAAUUUGUAGUCAGAACAUUUGUAUCAUCUCUGUAUGUGAAGGUGGCGGUAGUUAUUGCUCUACUGACUCUACUCCACUAUCUUUUCCCAGAAAUAGCCAGUGAAGAUGAGUCUUCAGUGCUACCAUGUUCUCACCUGAAUAAUGAAAGUUCUGUCCCUGAAGAACUGGGCAGUGUCACUGCUGAGAAUUGCCUAUCAAAGAUCUCUGAGGACCAAGAGCAGUUGGAAAGCCUGGAUCACAAACCUACUGAAGAAAUGGUUUAUAAACACGUUAGUGAACUUGUUUAUCACUGUACUAAAACCAUGUUGCACCGUGACUAAAUAUUGCAUAUAGUUUAUUUUCUUCUUGGAAGAAAAAAUAGCAUUAAUAUUUUGAUUUCAGCAACUUGUAGUAUAUCUAAUUAUAGCUGCAGAUGGAAUUCUCCUAAAAGUUCACAGAUGCUGAGCAGUUGUAACUAAAGAACUAUGACCAGAGAAUGUUUUCCAUACUUGUGAUUGGUCUGUUGAAAAUGAUUAUCAGGAUGCAUGUUUCCCACCCACCUCCCAUGUGAAUUUUACAAGCAGAUCACUUUCUUCCCUCUUUGAAUAGUCUCCAUCCAAAAGCAGCACAUCCCCGUCAAAGCAAGAAUCUAGCAAAGGAACCCACAGAACUGCGGAGCAGCAAAAUUUAUCUACAAUAUCCCAAGAUGUAUCUUACUGUUGGUCCGAUGAAUCUUUUUCCAUGACUCAGUCAGGUACGUAUUAGAGCUUCGGGAUUCCUAUCUUGUUUUUCAAGCAUAAGUCACACUCAACAUUUAGGCAUUAAUAUUUCUUUCUUGCUGGGGAAAGUACAUAUUGUUUCCAUUUAGGAAGCUUGUUCACUAGAGUAAGUGUCAAUGUCAGUUCUCAACACUCCCCCCCCCCUUGGGGCUUUUUGGGCUGAAUCUUUAAAAAAUAGGUGUGAAGGUACGUAAGCUUGAAAAAGCUCGGAGUUCUUCCAAAAUUCCAUUGAUGAAAUCAACAUUACCUGGGUGCCUAACCGCACUUAGCUUCAUUGAUAUAUGAACAGGUUUGUGAAGAUUGCUACAUUAAAUAUUAGCUUACUCAUGCAUCACCAUCAAACUAGGUGGAACUUAAUAGCAUGAGCAAACAAGAGAAGGCCCCGACUCAAAAAUCAUAUGAUCAAUCAAUUAGUAAAGCAGUAAAAAAAGUAGUACUGCGCAUUUGUCUCUGAAAUUAUGAAAACUUUCCUUAUCAGAAACUGCAUCUGAUCAAAGUGAUGUUGAAGGCCGGAUUCAGGCUCUGAAGGAUAAGUUACGGAAGAGAAAGUCUGUUGUUUACCAGCUGAAAAAGGAGCGGAAGAAGAGGUACAAGGAGAGGCUGAGAGCCCAAGAGGCUAGUUUGAUCAAGCAGUUAGAGGUAAGGAUAACUUGAAAGAGGUGUUUUAAAUAGUCAUGGAAUCUAUAAGAAAAAUCAUUUUCUCCUCCAGCUUGGUAGUAAUGGUGCCACUAUUUCCAUGUUUUCUUUUAAAAUGCACAAUUUUAAAAUAGUAAUCACAGCUUAAAGGUUGCAGUUUUCUAAGAUUCUAUAGUCUUAGUGGUGCUGACAAAUAGGGAAGAAUAAUGCUCUUCUGAGGUACAGUUUAGUUAAUAUGCAGUGGCGUAGCGUGGGUUGUCAGCACCCGGGGCAAGGCAAGUAAUUUGCGCCCCCUAACCCGUGGAUUUUAGUAGGGGCAGAGAGCUGCGAGUGCGACCGCGCCCCCCCGAGAUGUUGCACCCAGUGCGGCCGGCCCCCCCUGCACCCCCCACGCUACGCCACUGUUAAUAUGCAAAAGCUAUUUGAAAAAAAUAAAUUAUUUUCAGUUAUAGCAUUCUGUAUUGGCAUAUGUUCAGUAAGACUGUCAAGGUAAACUUAAUUAAAAUGGAGCAAAGAGAAUUUUUACAAGAAUCUCAUCCUCUGUUUCUAUUUGUUCACUCAUUUUCAAAGUAAGAAUUAAAGUUCUCAGACUUUCCUCACCUAUUCUCAGACUUAUGAUGAAUUCAUUAAGAAGACUGAAGCAGAACUGAGUAGGGAUCUGGAGGCAACGUCUACUGCAAAGCCUCAAAUUAAAACCCCGUCUUCACCUACUGAGAAACCAAAGAUCAAGUCAUCUUCACUGACUAGGUAAUACAGUUGUCUUUCUAAGUGUAUGCCAUUGUAUAUUUCUUCCAGAUACCACAGUUAAAUUUGUUUGUUGUAUCACACGGAGUUGGAGAUUAAGACUUAUGGGGAGAUCUAUUUAUUUUUUUAAAAAAUGCCCUGGCCUAAUAGCAAGUUUUGGCCAGGUUUUUUAUUACCAUGUUUCUUUAGUGUCUUUAGCGUAUCACACUUUCACAUACCAUAAUGGCAUAAUGGCUGUUGGUUUCCCUUUUUUUUUUUUAAGGUCAGAACCAACAAAAAGUUGGAAAUCGAUAACUGAUUCUGAACGUCCCAGAGGGUCCCUGGAGUCCAUUGCAGAGCAUGUUGGUACGUAGCUUGAAAAACCAAUGCUUGCUGAUCUUGUCUCUGCCGAAACCUUCCUGGAUAUUUACAAUGUGCAAACUGUAUGAGGGGUGUUGUGGGUAAACUAUAUCCAAGAUAAAUGAUUCUUCCUUCUUUGGGGCUAUAGUUUUUGAAAGUAAUGUCAGUUCAAUCAACACUUCCCCCAGUAAUUAAUUGUAACAGUUUCCGGACUACAGCCUUGGAACAAGGAGGUACAAUUUCGGAAACUGUUUCAUGCCAAAAGUAUGAAUUUCAGAAAUAUAGUUUAUAUUGGUAUCAAAGUACUGCACAUAUUUCCUAGUGUUUUUCACCCCUUCUCUGUGUGCGCAGUUACGCUGUGUCUUUACAUUUUUCUGUACUUCUUCAAAGUUGAAAUGAGGCUGUAUUAGAAAGGGUGCACAAAACUUUUCUACGCACAAAAAGGAUUAUAAAAAGUCAAUUGCUUCAACCCUUUCUCUUCCUUUUUAAAAAUGCCAAUUUGAGAUUGAAAUCAAAUAGAUACCAGAUAAAAAUGUUUAAAUUUGGUUUAAAUGUGUCCCAGAGGACUCUCCCCAGGUCGCGCCCCCUGUCACCAGGCCAUGUUCCUCAUGCCCCUUGAGUGCUUUUGCUUGGCUGGAAUGUGUCCUUGAACUGUGAUCAAUGCCCCUUGCUUGCUUGCUUGCUUGCUUGCUUGGAUGGAGGUGGUGGAGAGACACACGUCUUCGUGUGUGUGUGUGUGUGUGUGUGUGUGUCUGUAUGUAUGUAUGUAACUCUUCAAUGUUUGCGUGGCUGGAAUGUAGCCAGCUUUACGAAGGCUAGGAUCCUCCACCCACUUUUGCUUUUGGCCCCAUCCACCACUGACACAUUGCUCCAGAAAGUUGCUCAUGAGGGAAUACAGCCCUUGAAAAAGAUUCCUCGCCCCCGGUUUAAAAUAUUCCGUUCCUUCCUGUGAAUGGAACGGGGCUUUCCUUCCUCGCUCCUUCACUCUGGAAUUCUCACUGCUCUUACCCCAAAUCUGCUGGUGAGCAUUAGGGACCCCCCUGGAACAGUGUGGGAUCUGGUAUGAGAGACUGCAGAUAGGGAUGGGAGCUAGAGGAAGUCAUUUUGUUGUGACUGGAAGAGCCACUUCGGAUAUAUAUGUUUGACACUGUAAGAUAAAACUACAAAACUGUAUUAAGAAUUCUUAAUACAGGGAUAUGACUGUAGAUAUGUGUAGUCUCUAUUGGUCCUCAAAACUGGGGAAAGGCCCAUGGGCAGGAAAAGAAACAGGAAGAAACCUUAGGGGCUUGAAGAAACAUUUCCGCCCUCAGUGGUUUAAGAACUUGGUGGAAAUUACUGUAAAAAAUGUGCUCCUGAGAAGGAAUUAAUUCUAGAAAUAAAUCUGUCUUCAACUAUGUAGAGACCUUUCCUUGUUUUUUCCUGAAUUGUACCUCCCAAGUUAAUUUCUGUGGUGUUCUCUCAUUCAUACUCUCUCUCUUUCAACUUCAUGAAUGUAAGCCAGAAAAAUGCAGGUGAUUAGCAUUUCAUAAUUUAACGUAAUACAACCUGUUACCUAUUAUGUUGCUAAUUGAUAGUUUUCACUGUGUUGGAGUUGUGAACCUCCAGAAUCUUGGAUGUGCACUCUUUCAUUUCUCCACUCACUCCCCCCCUCCCAUUUUCUCUGUCCUACUCUAUUGCCCUUUUAGUGAAACAUUGGCCUUUUAAAGUAUCUGUGAAAAGUUUUACAUAUAUAUUUCUUUAGUUGGAUAUAGUGCUGUUCUUAACUGAUAUGUUGUUAAGCCCCUCUGGGUUAUUUUGUAAGGAAGUUGGGAUGUACAUUUUUAAAAUAAAUGAAAAACUACUUGACUGCACGGGUGUUUAGCCUGGCUAUCAAGGAUUACACUUUUUCAUUAGAACACAAGCAUGAUUGACUUAACUGCUUUAAUAAGGUUAAAUUGCAAAUGUUAUACAAAAUGAUGUAAGCCAUUCAUGUCUUUAUUCCCACCCCCACCCCUCAGAUGCUGCUUCUCAUGAGAAAUCUGUGUCUGCAUACACCAAAAAAUUCAUUGAAGCAGAAAUUCAGACCGAGGAGCACUCCCGAACACUAAACUCAUUUGUACAGUCCCCAAGAAUAUCUAGAGCAGAACCUGGUGGUUCAUUGGACAGUUUGGCUUCGUCAGCUCUCUUCAAAGACUUAGGAGACUUAAGCAAAACAUCCCAUGUGUCACAGGACAGGUUUGAAGAUGCAGAGAGUUAUGAUUCUAUUGUUUCCACUAUUAGAUCUGUGAUACAAGAGGAAAUUGAAUCUGUAGAAUCAGAGGCAGAAGUUUCUCAGAAGGUUUCUGAAAGAUGUGAUGCUUAUAAAUUUAACAAAGAGCUGAAGAGUUCACCUCCGGCUUCCCUAAAGACAGAUGUGUGUCCUGAGGCUGAGCUGUUGGAAAAGAAUCAGACUGAGUUGGCUUUUGUAUGUGUUGAGAGAAAAACUGAGAUGCCAAAGGAAACUAACAAGGAUGAUAAAAGUGCCUUAUCGAUCAAAUCCUCUCCUACGUUGAGCAAGGAGCUGCUGAAAGGAGAUGCCUUGGUUUCAGAAAAGAUUUCCAUUUGCAAAGAGCCAGCAUAUUCAAAUGAUUUUGAAGUGUCUUCCUCAGGAACAGAGAUGUCAAAAGAUGAGACAUCUCUUACUGAAUAUUAUAAGGAUGAUUUUGACACAUUUACAUUGUCCCUUGAAAAAGACUCUAGGUCACAGGGGGAGAAAUCUUGCUAUACAAAAACUCCUAGGAGUAGUAUUGAAAGUGAUGAUGAAGUAAGUGAAUGUCUCAGUGACAAGUCUUCAUCUGUGGCUGGCAGUGUUCAUUCAGAGAGAUUAUUAGAACUGAAGUCACCCACAGAAUUUAUGAAAAGUAGGGAACGCAGUGAUGUGGAAGAGGAACCUUCUCAUGUUGAUUCAUCACUUUGGGUUUCCAUUUCCAAGACAGAAGAAGAAACCAUUUUGAGAGGUUUCAACAUUGGUGACAGAGUUCUUGUGAGUAAUAUCCAGCCAGGUACACUGAGAUUCAAGGGCCUGACAGAGUUUGCUAAAGGCCUUUGGGCUGGUGUAGAGUUGGACAAGCCUGAAGGAAAUAAUAAUGGCACUUACAAUGGUGUUCAAUAUUUUAAUUGUAAGGAAAAACAUGGUAUUUUUGCUCCUCCACAAAAAAUUUCUCGUAUUUUGGAAAGUUCCAAUAAUUUCAUGGACACAGCUGAAAACUCUUUAUGCAAACAAGAGCUAAAUCACCACAAAGUGGAUCAAAAUGAAAAAGAGAAUCUUGAAGAGGAGAGCGAAGGAAGAAACCUAAGUAAGAAAUGUCCCCAGAAUAGUUUUCCAAGAGAUGCAUCUGCCGUAGAGGACUCACCUGCAGCCGAAGAUUGUAUAACAUUUGCCUCUCCGCUCCUGGACUUGCUGACGAAAGAAAGAAGCCAAUUAGAAGCACAACUUAGAGUCCCAUCCCAAAAGGAGGAAGAACAGAUAGAGCAAAAGAAAAAGGUUGGCUUGCUGGCCGAUAGCCUCCUGCAGGCUUUUGUGAAGGACACAGUUCAUGAACUGCGGCAAAUUGGGAAGGUCAAGAAUGAGAAAAUCCAGUGUAGCAAUCAAGACCUCUGUUCUGUCCAAGAGAAAAGAUUGGAAGCUAAUGACCUGCAGAGCACUUUAAUUUCUGAACUGGAUGAUGGCGAAGAAGUUUCUUCUCCAGAUAUGUAUCCCAGAGCUGUAAGUACAGUCAAUCUCUAUUGGGGAGGGGGGAAGACGUCUGCAGAGAGCUCUGCAAAACUCUUUCCAAACCUUUUCACCUUUCAUUUCAAGCUCUGGUUGUGGAGCAGACUUUUGAAGCAUAUGUGAUUUUGACAAAAGGAUGUGGCAACCCAGCUAUCAGUCAUGUGGCAUCACAGUGACAUAAUAUGAUAGGUGGAUUACCUGUUGAAGUAUGCCCACAGGUUCCAGCCCCUGGAGCUAAAAAAGGUCCUCUACUUGCAGUCUAGCCAUUAAGUCUUAUGACUGAUGAAUGGAAUGGGGCUUAUCUGGGGCUGAUGCCUACUAGAUUCCACUGUGUAUCAAAAUGUGGCAUACACUAUAGGUGAAAACCACUACUGUUCUGAGUAGCAACCACUUUCUUUUUAUUCUACAGGAAAGCCCUGUGUGUUGUGCCAGUGGUCAGGAAGAGCUUGCCAAGAGGCUGGCAGAACUGGAGCUUAGCCGGGAGUUCCUGGAUUUAUCGGACGAUGAGCAAGAUUGGUUUGAAGAAGACUUUGGCUUGAGUUCUCAAAAACUCAUUCAGAAGGAAGCAGAGGACUUGGCUGUGCCGUCUGAAACAGAGCCCCCCAAAGUGCCUUCCAAGCCAUGUGAAGAGCUAUUGGCUGUCCCACACACUGCAGAAGAGGUGGAGGAGCUGGUGCAUGCAGCAGCUGAAGAAUUAUGGAAGUGCAAAAAGCUGGGGCACGAGAUUCAGGCUUUCAGGCUCCCCAGAGAUAUGAGCGAUUCCCCCAGAGAUGAUGACAUUGAAGCUGUUAGUGAACAGAUCUAUAAACAGGUACAUCAAGGGAGACAGUUGGGAUUGUUGCUCUCAGAUCCACGUGAAAAAUACUUAGGAAUCCUUUGGAAAAGAAGGAAUGUGCUCUUUUGGUCUCCAGCUUUAUUUAUUUAGUUAUUUCAUUAAUACAUCUAUCCCACCUCUCCUCUAAGAAGUUCCAGGCAGUUUCCAUGGUUCUCCUUCCUGCCCCAAUUUUAUAUUUACAACAACCUGUGAUUAAGCUGAAAGGUAGGAAGUAGCCGAAGGUCACCCCCAGAGCUUAUAUGACCUAGUUGAGAUUUGAAUACAGCUCUUCUGGGCCUUAGUCCAACACAAAGUUAGGGGGUGCAUGCAGGGGGUUUGUGUAGGUGUGCAACAAGAGGGGGACCGUUAGAAAGUAAUUCUAGAAGUUGUACCUCAUCAGGAAGAUUCACCUUCCACAUUGAGAGACAUGCACCAGAAUAGCUGUGGUCACUAUGCAGGUGUAAUUAUAAACCACAGACUGCAUAUUGAUAGUCCUGGAGAAUACAACAUCUGAAGCUAUUUUUAUUCUACAUUCUUAUGUUUACCAAGGCUGUGUUUGACUUAACAAGAGAGAUUUUUGAAGAGAUCUUUGCAGAAGAUCCCAGUAUUAACCAACCCAUAUGGAUGAAAUCCUGCAGAAUUAUUACUGGUUAUUUCCAUCGAGUAAAAGAUCCAAAUGAUCUAGAGGAGAUCAAGGUAAGAAUGAAGCUGUUAAUUUCAUUUAGGGACUUGGCACACUUCAUCUGUAAGCCAAAAAAAGUUGUAUAGAAAUAGCUUAUAAUUUUAUCUAGAAUUUUAAAAAAUAAGCCAUGACUUAGUGUAAGCUUUCCUAAGUGUGACCCUUUCCAUUUGCCAGUUUGCACCUAUGCCCCCAUACAAGGCUUGUUAUCUUUUAGUUAUAGCAAGAAGACUUAAGCUCUACCAUGAAUACAUGACUGCUCUGACCUGUAUUCUGGGAUGUAAAACUGAUGAGCUUUGUGGUUCACAAAUAAGUUUAUAAUAGUUACUGCUAUAGUUAGGUAUCAAGUUGCUUUAUUGUAAUUGAACUAGCAUAAUUCUGAGAGUCCUUCCUGGAUAGUAUGUUAAAUUCACUGCAUUUUAGUUUCUGAGGAGGAGGUUUCCUAAAGAAUAUACUCUUGUCACCUCUUAAGAUGACUAUAGUGAGUAGGAUUUUACUAUGUUUAACUACUAUAUAAACCGACAACACAUUUUCAGAAUUUUCACAAGAAUGACCAAGGAAACAUGUUAUAUCUUCUAUUGUACAUUCCAUACCCAACGGUACAAAGUUCUUCACUGGAUAUCUUCCACCUUUGAAUUGUGUUGGUAGAGAGGAUUCUGUGAAUAGGAUAUAUUUCUUUCAAAUAUAUUUAGCUCAUUCUUAUAUACUUUACCCUAGUGUUUCAUAGCAACGGAGGUGCUCAGGCUCUUAAGUUUAAAGAAGGAGCCGAACCACAAAACGGACUGGCAGAAAAUGAUGAAAUUUGGACGGAAGAAACGUGACAGAGUGGAUCAUAUACUGGUCAGUAGAUAUUUUUAAAAUUAGUUGCUGAAACAUUUACUGGAUAGCUAUCAAAGGACAGGGAGUUCAUCUGCUUAUCAAUAAAAUAAUUUGCCCUUCUGUGCUUAUACUGAAACUCAUGGACAUGCUCCAACCAAAACUGAGCACAUUAAAAACCCAUUAGACUGUAAUGGCUUAAUGGAAUCUACUAACUCCAGAGCAGAGCAUUUGCUUUGUAUUAACUUCAUGAGUAGCAAGAACCCAGUGUUUGCCAUUUGGGGCUGCCUUGCUAAACCAAGCCAAAAAUUGUUGUCAUCAGCUUUGUCCAUCCUGCCCUGAUGGAGACAAGCACUUUCAUUCAAUAGCAGCCAAGGAAAACACACACACACACACACACACACACACAGCUAUUUCCUGCAGGAAAAAGAGGUGGACAAAUACACCAGAUUCACCAGAUGCUUGAUGGCAGUGUUCAGAACACCCAUCCCUCUGCAAAAGCCAACAAAAUCACAGCCACCCUUUCCUGCUCCAAAAUAGAAGAGUGUUGGGGGGUUUGGGCCCUACAUGUUUAAAAUGAUCCAAGUGUCUUCGCCACCAAGCUACUUUCAGCACUCUGUCCAGAGUAAAUACUGAAGCCUGGCAGGGAGUUUUAUUUGAAUUGUGAGAGUAGAAUGGGUGCUGGUGGUGAUGUAAGAGUUUGGAAUUUUACUUCAUCUUAAAUGGGUAUAUACAGUAUAUACUCAGUCAUGCUGUCAUUUCAUUGUAUUGCACAGUAUGGGUGGAGCUUAAAAUCACUGCCAGCUGUCAAGACAGACGUAACAGUGGAGGCUGGGGUAUAGCACUACAACUGGCCUGAAGCCCUAGUGUGGAGUGAGUGUAGUCACUGGCAAGCCCAGGUUAUUGCAAUAUUUCCAAGUUUGCUUUUAAGCUGUUAUAUAAAUGAUGACUGUAUUAUGUUGUUCAUAAUAAAACACUUGGGUUGAUUUCCUGAAGCCUGUUCUAAGGUGGGAGGAAGCAAAGGUAGCUGCAGGCUUUUACAAGAACGUGCUUAUUCUAAAUAUGUAUACAGAUUUGUAUUUAAUAGUAGGAACUUUCUCUCCCUCUGCCCCCUCUAAAUUCUAAGACACAGGAGUUGCACGAGGAAGAAGCUCAAUGGGUGAACUAUGAUGAAGAUGAGCUGCAGGUGAAGAUGCAACUGGCAGAUGGAAUUUUUGAUGCCUUACUUAAAGACACUGUUGAUGUCCUUCACCAGAUUAAUGAAAAACACAAGAAGCUGCUGACUGUCUGA
Messenger RNA from Podarcis lilfordi (Lilford's wall lizard), 48447 nucleotides. NCBI's taxonomy places the organism in Eukaryota, Metazoa, Chordata, Lepidosauria, Squamata, Lacertidae. The record is from the annotation of a GenBank genome assembly.